Xyrichtys novacula (pearly razorfish) is the source of this 67280-nucleotide messenger RNA. NCBI's taxonomy places the organism in Eukaryota, Metazoa, Chordata, Actinopteri, Labriformes, Labridae. The record is from the annotation of a GenBank genome assembly.
CUAAUGUUUCAGAACCAAGAGGAGGUUAUAAAUCAAGUGAGUCCCCUUUUUUUUUUUUGGGCUCAGUGAAGCGGGUGUGAGGUGGUCACUCGGUCUGACCUUCAGUCUGCUGCCAGUCAGAGUUUCUCUCCCGUUGUGUGCACUUGUGUAUCUGUGAGGAGUCUUGAGGAGCAGCUGACCAGUUCAGGAGAAAUGCAUCUCACCACAGAGGACAGGAUAGAGCUGGGACUGAGGGAGCAGGGGACCAUCAAUCCUGCAUUUGGGGUAAGUGUCGAGACAUCUAAUGAUCUUAUUAUUCAGUUUUAGUGUCUCGAGUUUGAAGCAAAAAUCUAAAUUAUAAUAAAAUUCAGAGGAAAUGUACUUUCCAAAGUUGUGAGUCACCAACAUUAAAUGAUUUUGCUUGUAUUUUUCGACUCAAAUGAAAAGAAAGAGUGCUGUUUGGUUUCAUUUCAGUACUUAGAGCUGAAAGUAAGCCUCAGAGGAAUGUGAAAUGAUCAGAGCUGCAUGUGCUCAACAAACAGGGGAUAUUUCAGAGGAAUCGAUUGUGAGGUUUUCAGAAAAUGAGGCAAAGUUCAGGCAUGAGACGAAACGAAGAAGUCACUUCAAGCUCGAAUUGGAAAAGCUUUUGAUAAAACUUGAAACAGAAAGGCUGAAUAAAAGGCGUUGGAGUCAGUAUUUGUGGUGUGUGUGUGUGUACGUGUAUGUGUGUGUGAAAGAGUUGUGAAACGUCCGGCUGCAGGGGGUGUGCAAGUGUACACAGCUGAGCUCUGCAGGUUGAUGUUUCCCACUUUUUUCUCCACCCCAAUUAUCUGAAGAAUUUAGAAAAAUGGGAUCGCCAGCUUCAACAACCCAUCAGUCUGUCAACAUCCAAGAAAUAAUACAGGCGAAGGCAUCUGGACUCAUUAAUUACCAUGAUCCUUACAUUGUACGCCGUUUGACACUCCUGAGAGAGGGAUUUGGACUAAACAAUGAAUCCAAAGACGUGGACUUAGACUUCGUAUUCUGGCAUCCAGAGUAUUUUUUUAAAUCAUUUUUGAGCUUUGAUCUUGUAGAAAUAUUACGCAACAACUUUUUUUGUGAAUUUUUUUUAAUCCAUUUACUUCUUAAACCGUACAAAAGUCGUCUUCAACCGAAACUUUAAGCAUAUCUUCACUGAUUCGUUUGCCAUCGUUUGUGCAAAAUAAACUCAAGCUCAACAAUUUCAAGACCACAGUGGUGUCCAAAUCAGUGCAACUCUGCAGAAGACUUUUCAUUCAGUUAAUACAUUACACCUCUAGCAUGGGAGAAACCCCAACACUCACUUCUCAAGGCUAAUAAUAGCAGCUAAUUGAUUCAAAGCAAAGCAGAAAACUUCACGUGAUCUUUACAGUGAAACCAAACAAUUCUGGAGAGUGUGCAGGAGUCACGUUUAGAUGGUAGAGAUCUGCUAAUCAGCUUGUAGGACACAGUCUACCUCCACUGUGCGUAUAGAUGUCUAGGUUGUUUCUUCAAUGCAUGCAUGUAACAGGAACACCUGAUUCGCAGAGUGUGUUAUUUCGCAUGGGUUACAUUAGGAAGUCAUGAGUGCACAGCAAUCUGGGGUAAAAAUGUGGAUUGUGCGAUCAAACAAGUAAGCGUUUGUCUCCAGAAGUCCAUUUAGGGUUUCAGGUAUCACUGCAGGGUGGAGGUUACACUCCAAAAACAAAAGCUCACUUCACAAAGUUUUGACUCUCGAUGUGGAGGGGAUUAUUCCUGAAAACACUGACCCACUGAUAGUUGUUACAAGCAGAGAUAGUAAAAAGCUUUUUGGGUCAUUUCUGACUUUUUUCUCAGGGAAACUUGGAGGAGUAUUACUAGUAAUACUAUUUUAUUGUCCUGACUUCCCAAAAAGAAACUUCCAUACAAACCUGUGAACAUUGGAAGGAAUCUAGGAACUUCCCCGGACAAGCCUGGACAGCCUAGACAGACCCCCCAAAAAAAGGCCAUGUAUGGGUAAAAGAGGACGUACGGUCACCCUAGUAUAAUGGUGCGUUCCAGUUGUACCCAGAAGUCGGGUUUUUCAAGCUCAGAUGGAAAUUCAUCUGGAAUGCCCCCCUAAAGUCGGAUUUCCGACUCGGAAAGUCAGAUGAUUCUCACCAACCCGGACUUGACAACAACAUCAUAGUCCAAGAUGGCAGAGCAGUGCAUCAACAGUAAAGAGUAACAAAGAAAGCUCUCAUAAUGUAUUAUUUAUUAGCACUUCUGUUUUGUUUUUGUAAAAUUAAAGAAGUGGUUUAUGUUGUACUGUCCAACGGCUAACUGAGAACACGGUGCUAUGGCGUUUGUAAGAGUUAUGCUGUGUUCGAAUUACCUCAGAAGUCAGAUGUCGGAGCUGAAAAUGACGUAACUCCCAGCAUUUCAGUUACCUAGUUGGAUUAAAGUUAUUUUAGCGCUUGCCUUGUCUGCAUAUUAGGCAAGCACUAAAAUAACUUUCGUUGAUGUAGCCAUCUUGUUCUAGGCCUCCGAUUUUGCUUUUUCCCGACUUGGUGACUGAAACGCUGGGAACUAGGGUGUGACGUCAUUUUCAGCUCCGUCACCUGACUUCCGAGGUAACUCGAGCGCAGCACAAGAUUCUGUUUUAUGCAAUGUUUACAUCUGGUAUCGCUAACAACACUAACAACAGCGAGCAACAUCUAACAACCACUAACAACAGCUAACAACAACUUACAACCGCAAACAACAGCUAACAAUGGCUAACAGUAGGCGUCCAUCUUGGUUUUCCGACUUGUAAACUGGAAUACCGUCAACUUGGGUGUAAUGUCAUUCCCAGCUCUGACAUCCUUGGUAACUGGGACGCAGCAUAAGGCACAGGCUAUAUCUGAAACCACCUACGCACUAGCACAGUGUGUUGUAUGUUCUGCAAUGCUGCGUUCAAAGGCGGUAUGCACUAUGAUUCUGUUCUGUUGGAUCCAUUUUGCAACACGUCGGGCCAGGCUUUGCUGGUUUUUAAAAGCAGAUGACAACAAAAGACCAUGUAAUUACCAGACCACUACUGUGUAGUGUUCACUUCUGGUUUGAAAGAAAAGCACAAGUGGCAUAUUAAAUCAGUUUCACAGACAUGAACUACCAACUGUGAGAUGGAUAAUGUCCGUGUAACGACUACAAAUGAAAAGAUUCAUUUGUGUUUCUCGCAUUACUCCACUGUACAUGCAACAAAUGUAAUAAAUAUCUUUGCACAAAAGUAUCCUUUCCCAUAAAUGAUGCUCUGGGGUGUGCUCUCCAUAUUUCUAACUUCAUAAAGGGGUAAUAACUCUGGUACAGCACCUGUAAGCUAAAGCUACCCGCCAUAUAUCAGAGGAAAGGAUGUUAUCUCUGUGCACUCAGGCAAAUAUUUAGGCAGGGGGGAGACCGGUUCCCUGCAGAGUGAGCAUGACUUGUUACUGGAAAUCUGUCUUACUGCAUGAUAAUGUUUAUUGUGUUAAGUUAAGUCCACAGAGUGCAGUUUCUGCCCAGCUGUGUGGAUCUUUCUCCUACCAUUUGUUUUCAGCAUGAUGAGUUUGAAAUCCUGCUAGUUUGUUGAUUGUUGUGCACUUUGGACCCUUGAUCAAUUAGUCCAUACGUGUCAAGUUGUGGAUUACGAAAAAGGUUAAAUUUUCAGACACUCUCCUGGAUCAGUCUGGGGACCAGGCGGGUUGGGCGGCUCAUUCGUUAAAUCCUUGUCAAAAUAAAUUGUUUUCUAGACAUGCUUUGGUUUUUAGAAAUGUUCUCGUCUGUGAGCGCACGCUAGCAAUCGAGUUCAGUUUGGAGAAGCAGAGUAAUAUUUUUUAUGAUGUAUUAUAACACAGGAGAUUAACGGGGAAUACAGUAGUUUCCCGGCCAAAAACGAGAUACUUGACAGCUAUGAAUUAGUCUAGACCCCAUUCCCUGGUUGUAUGUACAUGAAUGAUUAUGACCUCACGAGGGUAAAAAGCGGUAAAUAUUGCUGCGUAUCUAAAGGAGGAAACUUGACGAAGUGCCCCCUGGGUUUCCUUCCUGUAAAGAAACGGAAAAGAAGUGCUCCGUGGAUGCUCUUUCAGUAGAAUUAUGGUAAAGAGUACUUAUUAGGUUACAUUUGGGUUAAAAAAAAAAAAAAAGGCUCUUCCUGAUUCCCCCAGUGAUAUCGAAGGGCAGAAAAUCACUUUUAGUGGUUAACUACGAUGGUGUACUUUUGGUGCUUGAGCCUUUUUUUGAGUUGACCUUCCAGCUUCGAGAGCUGAGUUUAGUACUCAGAAAGUCUGUCGAUCAGAAUUAGAUCUACAUUUCAUACUCAUUUUUAUCAAGACUCAGAAAAGAAUUACCGUAAUGCGAGUUUAAGCAUCUAUCAUUUGGUGACAAUAGUUUGUACUUUUCAAUGUCUACCACUUAAUGCGGGGAAGUCAUGACAUUUAUCAGGUGCCCUUUUGAAUUGUUUUUGCCCCUGACCCUUAAACAGCCUGAGUACAGCACUGUCUGACUUCAACACAUCAUUGUUGUGUAAUGUUUUGUAAUAGCAUGAACUGGAUAAAUAUAGACUGAUUAAACAAUUGAUCAAAGUUAUGUUACAUCUGGACCUGUCUAUCAAACUUUUUGUUGUUUGUAUGACCAAGAUGAGCCACCUCCUCUACUUUGGUUACCAUAGAAACUUCAUCUAAAAACCGUUUUUCUAGUUCCUACACCAUUACAGCUAUUACAGAUAUGUUUGACAAACUUGCUCUCCUGUGUCGGUACAAACAGAGAGUUUACCAUGAGCACGAUGCCAGCUCCAAACCAGAGAAUGACAUAUAUCUGUAUGAAUAGCUGGGGUGGGGUAAUAUGAGCCUAAAAGCAUGGGCUAAGUUGAGCCAAUGGGAAUAACUUUGUGCACCUGACUGGUUGUUAGACCACGGCUGAAUGACAGGACCAGACUUUCAUUUCCUUUUGUGCAGUGUACAUGAAAUUUAUUAUUCAAGCAUCAUUUGGUUUUAGUUUGGAAAUGGACUCACUUUAAGGAUGUCCUGAAUUUGUCUUGAUUUAAUUUAAUGGUAUAUGAGAUUAAGAUGUGCAGUUUUAAUUAAGCAUAAUGAGUGGAGCGAUUUAUCCCCCUCAUCAGGGGUAAUCUGAUCUAAGAGCAACUCACUCGAUAAGAUUUAUAAACCUAUUUUGCAUUGAUUUUGGUGCCAAAGUGAUUAUUUCCACAUCCUGAAUGUUCAUCAAUUGUAGGCAGAGACCUUCAGGAAAGACUGGCUCAAAUCACUCCACUCCAUCUCAGUAUCUGUAUGUUAUCUUAUCAUAAAAAGGCCGAUAUUGUAAAUGCUGGAUGUAUAACCAACUACAAGCUUCUCCCAAUACUUCAGGGAUUGAUAUGACGAGUAUAAGAGGGUCCCUGUACUUUCUUGUUAGGCGGGAAACCACUAGAUGGAAGCAAACUUCCAUGUAAUCACUGAAGCAGCUGUCUGAGUGUACGGUACACACUGAUGACUUGUAAACAAAUCUGAGCUCAGCGAGGAAAUAGGAGGAAGAUGUGUGAAUGGGGUCAGUCACACUUCUUUUGUCUUGAGAGUAAAAGAUGAUUGAUGGCCGACAGUAUUUUGGUUUCACAGCGAGCUGAGCUGUAAAACUUGGUUAUGGAGUUUGAAAAAUGUUUUGUUUUGAUGCUUUCACUCAGAAGAAUGAAGCAACACCAAAAAAACAGUCAAAGUGAAACCAUAUUGGACAAGUGUUUCCAACAUAUUAAACACAUUACCACAUAUUCUGUGUCUUAUUCACUCUUCUUCAUCAUCAUCAUCGUCAGAGGAGACAGUCUUUUGUCUUGUUUUGUUUUCCUGUUGAGUAUUUAGAUGUGUGUCCCUGCAGUACUCGAUCUGUUUGCCUUGUAAGACCACCUCCAUGAGCGUCUGUCAUAUUUCAAACACUUCUGACUCUCCUCCACAUCAAACAGAAGCAUUCUCCUGAGAGUUUGUACAGUCAACAGCUCUUUGUAAAUGGAUACGUCCUUUGUGGUCUGCGUCAAGAGGGAUGUGACCUCUUUGCAUCCGACACAGGUCAUGUGUCCUAUCAAGCGCACAGUAGCGUACAGUAACCACGAAUACCAAGCAAAUAAUUCUGUAAACAGAGAGGAGAUAGUUCAUGGUGUCAAAUGCAUCCCUAUGUGCAAUGUUUUCACUGUGUGUUGUUAAUGUGCCUUUAGGAAAAUCUGAACAUAUACUUCCUUACCCCUCAGAGUAACCUCCUUAGAAGUGGUUGUGCUGCCUUAACAGAAACUGAUCCGUCCCAAGAGGUUAGUCCUCAGAGAGAGAUGACCUCUUUGCAUUUGAAGACAUCUCCUGGUCAUAUACCGCUGAAUCUGCUAAACCAAAGUUAAAGUUCUUGAUAGGGCUGUCCCGAUACGAUAUUUGAUAUCGGAUACCAGCAAAAAAAAAACUAAUAUCUGAUUAUAUCGGCCUGCAUCUAAAAUCUCCGAUAUCAGCACUCCAAUACAAGCAGUCUAUUCCAGACUCCGCUCCAGCACCUCUAUCUAGCAGCGCCCUGAUCCAGCAAACUCAGCCCACAAAAUCACAACAACAGCGUGUAUUAAGGUAUGAACAAAGUAGCAAUGAGGAGGAGUGAUGUUUGCCAUGAAGCAGUAUUUUUGUCUAAGUCUGAAAAAAACAUUGCAGCUGAGUCAAAAACUUGUCAUGCGCAAUUAUGGAUCAAUACUGAAGGCUACAAUAUCCGUAUCGAAUUGGAAGUCAAAAAGUUGUAUCAGGACACCUCUAGUUCUUGAUACUAGUCCUGUUGUAUUUGUCAUUUUUUGGACCAAUUUCACAGAUAAUCUUGAACAGAUCAUCACUGAUCUGACGAGCUCAUAGAUUCACCAUCCAUGAACAUUUAAGAUGCUCCUGAAAAAGGAGAAGUGGGGUACUUUUGAUUGAUUGACAAGCAGGAAUCAUAACAAUGAAGAUCUGCCUCGAGCAGCUUUUUGUAAGCUCUUUUCAUUCUCUAUUUCUCCUUCGCAUCCUGUGAUCAGACGGUCAAAAAUAAGAGUGGGGUCUGGUGACAGUUUUAAGAGGGUACUGGGGGUCCUCUCCCCUGGAAAAAACUUUUGCCUUCCUGCUUUCAAGUGAAAAUGUAGAUGUCAAUUUGAAAAAAAAAAUACAAGCUACUGAUAUAAAACUAUUAGCUGAGAAAAGAAAUACCACUUCCUGCACGGAGCACACAUUACUGCCAGAUCAGAUCAGUCACACAUAUAAUGAAAUUAUAGACUCUUGAUGGCUAAUUCAACUCUUAAUUAAUGAUAAUAAUAACAUGAAAAUUUUACGGUUUAAUAGACUUAUCUCACGAUAGUUGCUUGGCAACCAAACUCGUGUAAUCCGAUUACUACAUUACCACAUUUCACGUCUGGUGGUGGACAUCCACAGGGCAUUUUUCCACUUGAUUUUGCUGCAAGACUCUAAAGAGGACAUUUAUUUAUGUUUUAUCUAUUCCUAUAUAAUACAUAAGGAUCCAACAUCCCCACAUCCCGACGCAAAGUGUGGAAUUUAUCAACCUGUACUUGUGCUUAGGAACGUGCGUAAACUAAAGCACAACUCUUACCAUGCGUACACUCAAAACCUAGUGAUAAAACAGUGAAACUACAAAUACAACCCAUGAAAGGAGUCACAGCGUUCAGCAAUGUUUAACUUCACAUGUUCUCUGUUGCCUCUCUACAAAAUUUAUCAAUUAGUUAUUGAUCAGACAUUUUGAACGAUCGGUGUGACAAUCUAUAAAAAUCAGCUGUGACAGGACAACCUCAGAAGAAGUCUUACAAGUACAAAUACAAGAAUCAUGGCUUAUUUCGUGCUAUCGGAGGACUUGGAGAAUCAUAUGCUCUGCAGGGAGCGUGUUUUUAAAGACCGUGCAGAUCUGUUCAGUGAGGACACAGUGGCUUCUCAGCAGGUACCGCUUCCCCAAAUAUUUGAAUGGUUUUACGCCGUGAUUUACAGCCCGUGUUAGAGCGAGAGACAGAACGCACCAAGGCCAUCCCAGAGCACAUCCAGCUCCUGUCCACCCUGCGAUUUCUGGAACAUUUCAGCGUAUGAUUGGAGACAUAUGCAUCAUUUCGCAGCAAACACGCAGCAGAAUCAAGCCGGCAGAGUUGGUUGCAAUAGUUUCUCUGGCCUCAACUUACAUCCAGUUCCCAAACACACAUCAACAACAAGCUGAAACAAAACUAUUGAAGCCAUAGAUUGCACCUACAUUGUAAUAAAAAACCACCUUCACACAAUAAAUUCCAUUUUGUCAACAGGAAAGGAUUUCGUUCUAUCAAUGCACAAAUAAUCUGUGAUGCACAUGUGUAUCUGUUAAACGUUGUUGCCUGGUGGCCUGGAGGAACACGCGACUCAUUCAAUCUGCAGAACAGCUCUGUGAGUGAACACCUCCAUGAUUUUGGCGAGGGGAAAAAAUUCAUUCACGCAUUUUAAAGGGAUUGUUGAUACCAUAUAUGGUCAAUUAGAGGCGUUUCUGAAUGCAAAUGACCCUAACCGUGCAAGAAAGUAAAGAACAGGUGGGAUUUAUCACCGAUUACUUACUAGUGUGUGUACGAUCGCAUGUGUACGCAUGUUUGAUAAAUACGGACUUUUUUGUACUUACGAACAGUCUAAAUUUCAUUCCUGCGUUUUCUACGCACAGUUGGUAAAUGAGGCCCCAGGUGAGCACUCCUGCUAUUCCUCGUCAUUCCCUGACUGGCGCGGGUCUUUCUCUCGCGGCCUGAGAGUGCCGGUGCCGGGAGUGCGCACAGAGCGCGCUCGUUUCCCGCGUAGCCAACCUCCGUUAAACUGUUAAAUUGUUUCCCCGCACCUCUGUCCCGCGGUCCUGCACUCCAACCAACCGUUUCCCUUUCUACUUGGACUGUUUCUCCCUGCUGUAGGCGUUUGAGGGUGCACACUCAGCGACCGCCCGCCAAAAACACACACAAACACAAACACACACACACAUCCACUUACCUGCUGCCAUCUUCAGAGCCAAACCGGGGCACUUCCUGGUCCAUCAGUAAAUAGCGCAAGGUGGCGCUCUUUUGGGGGUCAUGUGACCCCCGGACCCCACCAUUAUAGUUCAUUUGUAGUAUUUUGGUCUGAUUUAAUGUGUUUUCAAUGAUUAAGUUCACAGCUGUAUGGAGGGCUAUCAGUGCCUUUUUGUCCAUGUUGAAAUGUCUGAUUUGUUGAUGAAUUUUUUGUUCUUUUAUUGCUUAUUGUGUCUUAAACCCCCAUAAUUUGCUUAUGGAUUUGCCCAGGGGAGGGGCUAAGGGAUAUUUAACGAGCGCUUUGCUCACUUGGUAGGGAGUUCUUGGCCUGGUGGCAUCGUGGGUUACAAGCAAACAAGUGAACAAGCGUAAGUCCUUCUGAUAAAAUCUUCUGUAAACACUAGUGAUGGGCAAAUGAAGCUUUUAUGAACCAUUGAACCACUUGAAGCAAUCGGUUCAAAAUGGUUUGAAGCUUCAAAGCUUCAGUGAUAAUGACACCUGGUGGCGAAAAAGCUAGAACUGUAGUCAAAUACUAUGGAGGCUUUUAGACAGUAAAACAAUAGUAUGUAUACACACAUACAUGAAACAAUGACUGGAUAUCUAGUUCUCUAUUCAACCAAAGAUGUUUUUGUAUAUUGUGUUAUUAUGGCAGCUCAUGAGUAAAUAAAAAAAUCAAGCAAAUGGCUCAUACCUUGUUUAAUGUUACGCUGAGAAAUAUUGUGAAUGUCAUUUCAUUAUUUUGUCCCGAAGUCUUAAAUAAACAAAAGUGUGAAACAAUGUUAUGCUAAGAAACCACGACUCAUAUAUUCACACACUAAAGUAUAAACAUUUCUACGUACACAAAGUAACAAAAAUUAUGGCACAGGUAGAGUAUAUGCAUUUCAAAGAUUUUUAUUCAAGAAAAUUAUUUUUUCCACAGUCUUUGGAUUUAGACGGUUUCUUUUUUUACUGACAAUGUCUCCACAUUUUGAAAGUAUGCGCUCACAUGGCACAGAUGUUGCCUGUGUGCAUAAAAAUCUUUUGGAAAGCACAUAAAGAUGCGGGUAGACAUUCUUUUGCUCUGUCCAGUAAACCAGGGGGUCUUUCGUUCUUUCUACUGGUGGAUCUGUCAUAUAGCGCUGGACCUCUACAUUCGCAUCAGCCGUUGUGCUCCUCGACCUCCUGGCUUCAUUUGCAUCUCUGUCCAGCAGCUCCCAAAGGCUCCCUUCAAAAAGACAAAAAUCACAUUAAUCAGUCUAUAUCAAAAUAAACACUUUUCUUUUACCUGCAAGCCUGCCUCCCGGUCCAUCUGUGACAUAUUGAAGGUGUAUCACUGACUUUAAGAUGAUUUAUAAUCCCACUUGGUAUAUAUAGUUGGUAUAUAUAAUCUUUAUGAUAUAACCUGUGGAUGCUGCUGGAGUUUCAUUAUCUGCUGAUGGCAUUGCAGGAUGAGCUGGUUCUGGCUGAUUUGUUGUAGACAGCUGUAGUGAGGUUCUCAGUACAGAUGCACAUUCUGACACCAGUCGUCUCAUCGCUGCUUGGGCACGACCUUGAUUGCGGAACCCAAGCAUUUUAAAUCUGGGAUCCAGGAGUGUGGCCAGGUUGCAAGCUGUUGAAUCCUCCUGGCCAUCAAAUCUUGAUGUCAACUGUUGAACCAGGUUCUGCCCCAGUAUUUUUGCAGUGGCAUGGAUUGUUUGUCCAGUAAGAUCUAUUAUAGAAUGAAAGAGCAUUUUGGUCAUUGGGAUCGCCACUGUCCCUGAAACUCUCUUUUCCUCAGACAGUUCAUUUGUUGCCUUCUUGAAUGGGUUGAGCAUCGCUAUGCAGGCAGCCAUGGUCUCGUAGUCUUCAGAGGCCAGUGGUCGUACUUCUGUGGUGAGCACGGCAAGAGCUGACCCCACAGUCUGCCUCUCCUCGUACAACCGCUGGAACAUGUCGUAAGUGCUGUUCCAGCGAGUGUCCACCUCCUGAAUGAGCUUCAUGGUCUGGCGUCCUGCGGAUUUCUGCACCUGUUGCAAUACCUCUUUAGCUCUAGUGCUUGUUUUAAAGUAGGUCACCACUUUACGUGACCUUGUUCGAAGGUCUUCCAGUCCAGGAGUGCUCUCAAUGGACUUCUUCACCACUAAAUUCAAUGCAUGCGCAUAGCAAGGCACAGACCUCAGGCCCAACUUUCUGCCACUGGCAAUCAUAUUUGCUCCUGCAUCUGUCACAAAGCUUGAAACUUUCUUCUCAAUGCCCCACUCCAUCAUGAGACACCUCGUCGAAGCGGCUAUAUUAUCCGAAGUGUGUGCUUCUGGGAAUGGCAGCACCCCCAAAACCACUGUGGCCAGCCUGUCAGAGGCAUCCACAUAAUGGGCCGUCACUGCCAGAUAAGCAUCCAUGUUUAUGGAGGUCCACAUAUCGCUUGUCAGGCUGACAGCUUCCACACUCUCCAUGACGGCCUUGGCCUUUUCCUUCUCCUCUGUAUAACGGCGCACCACCAUCUUCUUUAGGUCUGUCCUUGAUGGCAGAAUGUAUGUGGGAUCAAGGAGUGCCACAAAGUCCUUGAAACCACGGUCCUCCACAAUUGAAAACGGCUGAGAGUCUUUCACGACCAUCUCCACCAGAGCAUCAUCCAACUGCUGCUGCCGGCCAACUAGACAGAAACAAAGAAAUAAAUAAAUUACAGUACAUACAAUGAGGAUUUAUUUGAAAUUUUGGGAAGAUUAAGCAUUAUGUCAUAGAAUAUAGUCAUAUAUAUUAAAAUAUGUUAUUGUAGUGUGUUACUGUUUCAUCAAUAAUAUAGCCUACCUCUUCCUGCUCCUGCUCCUGCGUUCUCCUGGGUAACACCAGAAGUAGCUGAAGCAGCUGCAGAAGUUCCUUGGUCGGAAUGUUUGGCAGUGAAAUGCCUCUUCAUAGAAGAAGUAUUGUUGUGAUACUUCAGCUCAGAAGUACACAACAAGCACCGAACCUGAAGAGAAAAACAUUAGAUAAAAACUAAUGCCCUGUCCGAGAUUCGAACACACAACCUACUAGUUGAAAGGCGACAGUGCUAACCAUUACACCACACUGAUGCCUAUUUCAACAUUCGUGCCGCCCGUUUCUUAUCUUUUAGUAUUGGAAAUUCCGACGACAUCCUCUUUUUUGUAUGUUCUGGGUCACAAUAUCCAGAAUGUUCGGACCACCAAAAUUUAAUAGGAUCCUCCUGGGGCUGAGACGUGCCUCUGGUGAAAAUUUCAGGCCAAUCCGUCGGUUACUUUAUCCGUAAAGUUGCUAACAGACAAACAAACAAACCAACGCUACAGAAAACAUAAGCUUCUUGGCGGAGGUAAUGAUGAGUUGUGCUUACGAAACCUGCUUCAUUUCAGCGAGUGUCCGUCUCCAAAAUCUACCCGGAUACAGCAAUGCUACUUUUUGAUUGGCUGUUCGGUAGAUAUACUUUAUUUGAUUAGCUUUCGGGUGGCACGCAGCCUCUUUACUCUCAGUGGAACUGACUUGAUUUCUACCUGUUCCAUUGUUAAAAGGUUGCUACUUGGUGGACGUCACCGUGGUAAUAUUAAUAUGUGAGAAACACAAUGUGUGGCAAGUGAACGGGUGGGAUUGCGUGUGCCGCACGCCGAAUGCGUGUGACUUGAGAGCCCUGAAAAUGAAUACUGAUUGCUGAACAUCCAUCCGACUAUUAACCAAUCUAUCUUAAACAACGUGGUGUUAAUGUUUGUAACGUGAAGCUUAAUGUCAGAGAAUUUGUGUUAUACUGCCUCAGUGGCUGCAUAGUUCAUGUGCUGUGAAACCUCUUAUAGAGGAUUAGCGCAGUUAGCGCACAUAAUCAAACAAAUGACUCCUCCUAUAAUAACAAACUCACCUUAUCAUGGGCAAUGAGUUCAAAGUAUUGCCACAUUUCAGAACGGCCCCUCUUCCUGGCUGGCUCCAUGUCCACGAUGAUGAUGAUCAAUACACGCAAAAACGCAAUGUAAUGAUAAAUCAACUCAACAACUAUGCAAACGCCUCUACUGCAAACCCACAUUUUGUUCAUUGUUUGAAACGCUUAAAAAGCUGUCAAGGCGCAAAAUUUGAAAAUGAUUCAACCUGUCAGAAUCGAGAGAUCGGCAAACUGGCACUUGGUUAGCACAGGGCCAGUCAUAUGAUUCAUUCCUUGGAUCGAACCAGGGGUCGUGGCUUCGAGACAGUCAAGGGGUUACCAGGGUUCAUUCAGAGAAUGAAACAGUUACUGCUUCGGACGUCAUAGGUCACGUGGUUUUUUCCAAAUCGAACGGAGCGUCGGAACAGUGUUUCGAGGCAAUUUCAUUUCCGGAUUUGAAACGUGCGCCGGAGCGUCGGUUUCAGAGCGCCCAUCACUAGUAAACACGUCAUUUAUUUGCCUGUUUUGUUUUCUGCACUGUUAAUAUUUUUGCCACUGUUUGCUGUUUUGGGGGAGUUGGUGUGAAUAAAAACCCACCACAAUGGGGUUACGACUGCACCAUAAGUUUUUUGUCCUGAAUGAACCCGUGACAGAGAGAAACUGGUUUUGGCAUUUGUGAGAUUUUCAAAAACUUUUUAAAAUAGCUGAUUUAGAUUGUUUUGAGAAAUUAUCAACUAACUUUAAAACAAGUAUUUGUGCCAGGCUAUGAAUUCACUUGUCUCACCGUUCGAAUCUUUAUUGAUGACUCUGUUAUCUCUCUUCCUCUCUCUCUCUGUACAUCCUCCUGAUGUUCACAGACAUAAAAUAAUUGGUGUAUUGAUGAAUGGAUUGUCCUCUAAUUUUCUAAUCAAUCAUGAAGCAGUAAAAUUAAAAUCAUCUGUUUUAUGUUUGGCAUUGUAAUUACUGACAACCUAACUUGUCCCUUUUUUUUAGAUGAGAAAUUAGGUCUGAUUGGAUUAAGUUUCAUCUGACUUAAAUGUCAGUUAAUUUCCUCUUAGUUUUUUUUCCAUGUGCACUUGAUUUUCUUAAUCACUGUCUCACUGUCUCAUUUCCAUCAGGGGAGAAAGGUCAGAAGAACUACUUCAAACUUCCCCGCAUAUUUACUUACUGUGACACACAGCCCAUUUUAGAGAUAUAACUACAGAUGUUUUACAUUGCUGUCUACAAAACAUCCCCAUUGACCUCAUCAAAUCAAGUCAGUAUAUACCAUAACCUCUGCUACACUACUGUGGUUUCGCUUGUCUGUCAAGAUGUCCAAGUUUAGAGCCAAGACACUGUCUGCCCCCAUUGUUGGGUCACACAAACUAACACAAAUGUCUUUAUUCUGUCAGUAGAUGCUUUUUGGAUUUAGACAGCAUGUGCCGACUUGAACUGCUUUUACAACAAAGGCUGGCUACAUAAAGUUCUACUCAUAGAGCCAGAAAAUGAGAGUUUGACUCAAAAUCAUAGACCGUAUAUACUAUGGACUACUUGGUUCUGCUUUCUGUCAUUAUAUGAAUUUGAAGCUGAAAAGCUUGGAUUUUGGGGGGAUUUUCUCCACCUCCUGGAAUCACCACUGGUGCAGUAGCGUUGUACGCAUUCAGUGGGAGAGUCGCUGUGAUGAUGCUCGGCUCAACUAGUGUAUCCCCCGGGUGAGCUACGCUAUCUUCGUACACCCAUAGGCUGUAUCAAGUGUCAAUCAUAGAAAACAUGAACCCCCUAAUAACUUAAAAAAUUGAACCACAAAGAAAAAAGAGGACUUGAGCACAAACCAGUCUGACAGUAACUACUUGUCAACCUCGCAACCAGAGGGGAGAAAAUUUUUAUUCUGUGUAAUAAAUUUCUAAAGUUUAUCCACAGCUCCAUAGGGAUUGCUGGAGGGAUUGGAGGUGGGAUUAAUAAUAAUAAUAAUAAUAAUUAUAAUAAUAAUAAUAAUACAGAUAAAAAUAAUUGAAAAAAUAAUACAAAUAAAAAUAAUUGAAAAAAUAAUGCAAAUAAAAUGAUACAAAAUAAUGCAAAUAAAAUGAUACAAAAUGAUACAAAUAAUGAUACAAAAUAAAGAUAAUAAAAAAUAAUACAUUUUAUUUAUAACGUGCUUUUACAGGUGCUCAAAGACACUUUACAAGCAAACACAAUUUAAUGAAAGUAUGGGGGUCCGUACAGUCUCAGAUGAGUUUGGGGAGUGAAUUCCAGAGAGUGGAGGCGGCAGAGGAGAAGCUCUGUUAUGACCUAUACUGUAGACUGUCACCAGAGGGUGCUGUUCUCGUGGUGGCUUCACCCAGCGAGGAGGCAGGUGGCAUCUAUGUUCAAAAUUUAAUAUACCGCUCGGAAUGAAAACACGGUUGGAUUCAGGUUCUGAAUCAUGCGUGUAGUAGUUUUGGUGUUGAUUCUUCUAGAGCACUCACCAUGUUUGUUUUUGGUGUUUUUCCGCCUCUGCAUCCAUCUGCAAACCACCGCAACCACCACCACCUUAAUCAACAUUCAGCCAACUCAUAAUCAUAGCAUCUCGUACCCCUCAAUCACCAUCUGAGUGAUAAUGUUAGAAACUGAGAUGCUGCAGGUCCCCCACAGGAGCUACAUCUGUGAUCCGGAUCCAACUAUGACGCAAUCACCCCAGCACACACAGGUUCCAGUUUAUACGAUCUUGAUCGGAUACUAGAGAAGUUUACCUCAGCUGCCACCUACUGUGCCCACAUGGAUGUUGGACAUGCCAUAACUCACCUUAACCCACCUUUUACGCUCAGUGUUUGUGUCUUUCACCUGCUAAGCUGGAGCAUCAGCUCUUGAUUAUUGUGAAGAUAGACAGAAUUUUUUUAAGCUUUUCCCAGAUCCAAAGACAAAACAACGAGUCUUUAAGAGUCUCUGGUAUGUGUAACAUCAAAGUGUGAUAGGUUAAGAUAUGAAAGCGUGUUAUCUGAAAUCUAGUUCUGGGAGAUGAUGUCAAAACAUUUGAUUGGAGUGUUGUGUUCAGUAAUUUAAUGAAUUUAGUGACCUGAAAUGUCUUUGUGUUACUGUUUGUACUUCCCCUCAGGUCAAAGACAGCGAUGAACAGCCACAGAUGACAGUUGAUGUUGAGGAGCCACACACGGAGGCCUUGGAGGAGACGGUCGACCACAGUGCAGAUUUGGUUUACUCCCUCAACGACAGACCACCGUGGUACCUCUGUAUUCUGCUCGGCUUUCAGGUAAAUUUAUCUCUGGCCUUGAAGCAUUCGACAUUGAGCCCAACCUUCCAGUUGGGGGUGUGGAUCUUCACCAAAAAGGAUUGUAUGAUAAAAUGUAAUUGUCUCAAGCUGUUCCUACUAAGCGGCCCAUUUUAGUCCAACAAUCAUGAAACAUGACUCCCUUUCAUGUAUGUUUUUACUCAUAUCAGGUAACACUGACAGGUGUCUUCGCAGGAAAUUGUCUUAUUUUCAGACUCAGAGGUUUUUGUGUUUGUGUUGUGGAUAUCUCUAAAUCCAACUCGAAGAGCUGUGCUACAUGUACUGUUUUAGAAGACAAUGUUCUGUGUGAGAAUAAACACCAGAUGAAAAUUACUACACUUUUAGUAACUUCAAGUGUAACUGCACAUAACCUGUUACCUUUUUUGAGUGUCCUUGGCGCUGUUUUUGGCCCUGAUGUUUUUCCCUAAACCAAGUCCCGUAAAUUAACCGAACUGACAUGUUUUUGUGAGAGUUUCAGCAGAACGUUUUGGUUUUUUUAUUGGUCUUCAAAAUCGACACAACACAAAACCAUAACUUUUCAAACUGGUAGAAAAAUCUUUCAUUUCUAAGAGGUAGGGCUUAAUGUUGGUAUUCUCUUGAAGCUGCCAAGGCACAUAUACUGCGUUGCUCUUAUUAGGUCACAAAGACUGUCUUGGAGCCCCAUCUUGCUAAUACACAUACUAUCCUCCCAUUGACAAACAUGCGGUGCGAUUAAGAAAAAAUCUGGUAAAAUUCCUCUCUUUAUCCCUCUUAAACUUUAAAGUCUGGAUUAAGUCCAACCAUACCUUUUUAAAGCUUCAUUGCAUUGUUGAAAUAAUAUUGAAGAGAGCUUAAACAAAUAGCUAAACAAUAAUCCCCUGAAGGCUUUGAUUAAUUGCUAUGGAUAAUCUGCAACAAUAGCAUUCCAAUGUAUUUACAUUUCUGCAUAUCGGAUGAAUGAGGUCAUGUUAUCUUUGAUUUAAACACUCAGCAGGUAGCGAACUGUCUAAGAGUCAGUUGUCUUUUUCCCAUUUGGUUGUUAGGCUGUAAACCAAAAGGCCGAGUUUCAGUGUCAAAGGAUAACUAAACUUAGCUCAAAAAGCUAAAAGCUGCUAAAAACACAUGAAUCCAUCAAUGUCUCUAAUAAACCCCCAAUGAUUAGGCAUUAUAAUAUCAGGAUAUCUCAGGUAUCAUGUGGGUGUCAGUUAGGGCUGCGGGAUUUUGGCAAAAAGUAAAAUAAAUUUUUUUUCUCUGAAAACUCAAUUUUUGAUUUUGACUAUUUAUUCAGUGACAACUUUACCAAACUUCACUUUAAUUAAAACUUUUUCUAUCAUCUCUCAAAGCGACACCACUGAAGCCUCUGUGGCAAGUUGAAGUGUCCAGGGGUCUUAUGUAUCAACGCUGGCGGCGCCAGAAAACCUUGCGUCCGCCAAGAUCGGCGCACACGUCCAGAUUUAUCAUCGCGACACGAGCGUCGGUUCCAGCGCUAAUCAACGCAAAGUGAGGAGGUGGUGUAGAAGUUGGCGUUGAGCCGAUACUUGCGUUGACGGCACUUUGGCGACGCUGUGUGGCGGUGUUUGGUGACUCACUAUGUGACAAGCGUGCACCACAUCACCGUGGCCGAACAGCACGUCGCCCCACAUGACGAACCAGCAGCAGACGGAGGGAUGCGAGCUGAUCACUGCCGGGCCGCCGUCCUCGCGCGGGAGAAUCUCAUCGCCACAGUGUGAAUGGGUAAGAAGUGAAUACACAGUUCAAUGAGCCAAAUUAAUUUAUUUUCGCCACCAGACGCUUGAGGACAUUUACGAGCCGCUCGUUGAUCCCCCUGAUGAUUUUUUUCCUGCGAUUGCAGGACCGCCUCCGUGAGGACCCUUCCACUGCGUCCGGGUGGUCCAGCGGAAGCGCCGCGGCUGAUGGACGCUCCACUGCUUGUCGGCGCGCUGGUGCUGAUGCUGGUGCUGGGGCCGGGGUGGCCCGAAUGCCGCUGGUCCUGGCCAAUGACUCCGAGCCGGCGGACGGGCUGCCGCGGGCUGGGGUUCCGCAAGCCGGCGACACGGCCGACACAUUGAUUUCUGUGACACAAUGAAAAUAUUGGUUCAUUUCAAUUCCUGCUUCUGUGUAUCUGUUGCAUUUAUAUCUCUCUCCGCGGUAUCAUAGGUAAUGUAAUCCAGUAUUUAGAGGUCAGUUAUGCACAUUACAGUUGUUAAUUACAUAAAAAGUUAUCGAAAAAUGAAGUUGAGGGCGAAGUAUAAAUCACAUCUAAAAAUAGACUGAAUCCCGACGUUGAAAUGAAGUAUAAACUUAGACUAGACGUCUAAUAUACGUCUUCUGCUCAGUGGGAUGGCAAAGCAUGUGGACAUUUGUGUGACACGCCACUUAUCCUAUAAUAAUAAUCAACACCACCCGCUGCUCAAACGGCGUGAGGGUCUCCUCCCCCGGACCCCGACCUGUCUGGCCGGUACUCCUCCGGAGGGCAGCUGUACGCCGCUUGACCUCCACCUUGAGGUCCGACCACUUUUUUUUAAUCUCCGCAGGGGUGCGUGUCUCGGAACCCACCGCGUUCACCCUCUCGGAAACUUUCUCCCACUCCAAGUGUUUUCGUUUUGCACAGACGCCACUGGACAGGCUGCCAAACAAAACACGCUGUCCCUCCUCCACCUCCGCCACCAGCACCUCCACCCCGCACGCCGUAAAUUUAGUUUUUCUUGUCAUUUUCUCUGCGUGCGAGGACAGGGAGACCCUAUUUAAAUAAAUCUGCAUAUUUAUAGGAGGGCGUAACGGGGGCGGGCCCAGUCACUCCAACAUCUGCGCUCAAUUCCACGCUGAUUGGGAUUUAUCAAGGAAACACACGUGGCUUUCGGCGCCCGUACACAUUGAUACAUACGGAUUUUUUUCAGCGUGACGGACCUUGCAUGCGCUCGUUUCUGGUAUGAGUUCCAUGCAAGUGUUGAGAAAUGAGGCCCCUGGUCUCUAGUGUAUGCAUCUGUGAGUGUGUGUGUGUGUGAGUGCUGUAUGUGUUGAAUGGGAGUUGGGAGACAUUCAAUGUAUGAAAACUGCUUUAAAAAUAAUGAUUGAUUGAAAAAAAUGUAGUGCAUAUGCCAAGCCAGUAAGUGGCGCUGUAACGCUGCACAGGAAAUGCACAAAAGACAGAAGAAGAGUACAUAGCAUGUGUAUAAAAGUUGUUUUGGCCGGACAAGCGCAGGCGCCGUAAAAAUAGUUACGCUGUGUGUCACAUAAUCGUUUCGAGAGAUGCAGAUAGACAUCCACACGGAGAUGAAAUGGUAGCCAUAUUAGAUUUAUGCACUCUCUGACCCAUUUUCCUGUACCAUUUACAGUCACCCGAAACGCCGUUUCCAUGUAGAUGAACCGCCCAUACGACAAAAAACGUUUGUGGUUUUGGACAGGUUGCAUGUGGACGGGUUGAUACCGCCUUCAGACAGACUUUACAGCAGGGAGUGGUUUGCUCUUUAUCCAAAACUGUGAAGCCGUACCAAUUCAACAUGACUGACUUACUCUUGCCCUAUUUAGCUGAGAAAUUAUCGCCUUCUUUUGCAAACGCCAUGUUUGUUUACACUGGUGUGUAUGAGAACUGGGGAGCGCUCCUGCAGGAAGGGGGAGCCUACGGUGGCCUGGAAAGAAAAUUUUAAAAAGCAAGGUAAAAGUUUAGGAAAAAAACUACAAACUAAAACGUCCCGCUCACUGGUGUUUAAGGUUAUGUAAGAAAAUUGGAUGCCAACAGGUCGUAAAUUUCUAUUCAGUGAAGAGCAGCCACGACUCUUGAAUCAGGCAGUAAAAACUUGUUAAUGCAGCCUUGUAAAAUGUUAGACUUGGAUAGUUUUUGCAUUUUUUCACACUCUGUUUCCGUGUACUAUUAAGGCUGAGUUGGAAGGGAUGCUCUGCAUAAGCGGAUAAAAAGAGAAUUUAAUGGUUAGUUAAUCAUCCAAAGACUGUAUUUGAAGACUUGUGAGGACCUUUUUUCUUCCCAUGUAGCUCCUCGAAACCCUGGGGUCUCUUCUGUUGUAUUUUUUUUUUUUCAUGAUGGGCCAAAUGACUCUUUUGAAUCAUCUUUUUUUUUUAUGGUUUCCCUCUUUGCACCUUUGGAGUUUGGACUUGCUUUUAUUGAUGCAGCAACAAACCGUGUUUACAGACAUGUAGCUAUCAUCCACAUGUCUGUGCUGGCUGGCUGCGCAUUAUAGGCAGUGCUGACUUGACUAGACCCAGCAAGAAGCAGCUGUAUCUCAAUUUUCUGCACCAAAUACUGUCUGACAGUGCUGCUCUUUGACAUACAAUUGGUCAUCUGUGUUUGUUUACAGCCUAAUAGAUGAUUAAAAAAUCAUGGGAUCUGCCAAUUACCAGAGUCACAGCUAACACACAACCAAGAGUAAUUACAACUUGUUUAACUAAUUCCCAUCUGGUACAGGACAUUUUUUUGUAUUAUUUAUGAUUAGAUUUGUAAGUUUCUUCCCCUCAUUUUAAUGUGAGUUAAUUGAUGUAUUUUUGGUGGAGGGAAAAGUUCAUCCAUCAUACCAAAGAGUGUCAUCUUGGGCUGUUACUUUUACAGCCCCAAACAUUUUUAAUUCCCCUCAGGGAUCAUGACAUUUCUUCAGCCGUUCAGUGAUUGCUGCCCUUUGCACCUUUGGUUGUCACCUUAAACCCCCCUUAGAAAUCACUUGCAGGAAACGUAGAGUGUGGAUUUCAUCCUCGAGAGAUGGGGAGGACCACAUUUCCUCACCUCCCACUGAGGUAUUGUUUGUAAAGUCACUGAAACCUGUCUGCUUAGAUCUCCUUCGACAGAAAUACGUGCCUUUUAUUUGGUGUAAACUUUUCCAGGGUUUUAAAAGGAGGUCGAAAAACAAAAACAAAACUUUCAAAUGCAACUUCAAGAGCGAAGACAACCGUGCAGAUUUUAGGAUGUUUUAUUUUUUUUGCCGGGUGCAGAAUUGGCACCUGAAUUGACACCCUUGAGCCGCAUGCCAUGCCAAUUAGUCAGGCAUUUAUUAGCCUCCUUGUUGAUAGCAUGUUAUGUCUCAUUUCUCAGUAUUUGUGGUGUGUUUUGGAAAGCAAUAAAAACGUUAAACUGCAGACAGGCGAUCAAGUAAUUUAAUGGAGGUGUACACCUACAAUAACAGGAGGAGGCAUGUUUUACUGGGGACUUUUAAGACUGUGUAUUCCAAACAGUAAAUCUAUAAUUGGAAGAUAAAUGAGCUGUUAACUCUUUCUGGGUAGACUGUACAGGGACCACAUGUCUUCAUGUCACCAGGGUCAUCUCACCCCCACCCCCCCAAAAAAAAAUAAAAGCCUGAGUUGAAAAACAAGAAUUCCAGGUGAUAUUUCAUCUUGUUUUAUCGCGUAUUUCGAGUCUACAGGCAGGGAAGCAUCGACCAAACCUAGCAGGAGAUUAUCCACUUGUCUUUUUCCUGCAUUUGCCAUAAUUCUCAAGAGAUUGAAUUGUUUUUCCUCAGCUGGUGACCUUUGACCCAUACUAUCUCACACCUACGCACACAGUUUUAAACUCUCCUUACUUUCCAGGAGUAGGUCAGCGCAAUCUCUUCCAGCUGGCACCUUAUCUAAGCUGUAACCUUAACCUGCGCUCAGAUUGAAUGCCUAAUAACCAAGAUUUACAACCUGUCUUACCACUUGUUAUUAUUUGGUAAAUUCUGGACAGGGGCGGUGUGGAUUGAGGUCAGUUUAAGGCCAAUUCGCAUUUCCAAUAUUCAUCUUUGCUCUCUGAUGCAAUCCUCUACAACAGCUCUACUAACAAGAUUAAAAGGUGAUAUCUGUGCUCGUGUGGAGAGUUUUUGACGGGUUAUAAGACAGACCGAAAUGAACAGUGACGUGUCCCUAUGAUGUGCAAAACCAAAGUAAGAUUGUCAUUUCAAUAUUGUUAUUUUUAAUGCCACACCCAGCAAACUAAUUUGGCAUUUACCUGCAGACUCUGUGAUCCUAUCGCUUUAAAACAGUAAGUCAUCGACACCAAAGAAGAGUAAGGAGUAGGACUAGGCCAUUUAAUAUAUUUCGUCAUAUCCUCCAAGCUCUAUUAUUAUCAUGAUUUUUUUUUUUAACUGCCAGUUAAAAAAAGUACCAAAGCAUCUGUACUAAAAACUAAAGAAACUAGAUGUUAGUUUAACAUUUUAUUAGCAUAAAAAGUAAAUUAAAUACUUAGAAAAAUAUGAAAACCAUGUUUACCCAACAAUAUAACAAAUGUAUAUAAAUACUAAAUAAUACAGUGAGUUAGUUUAGAGUGUUUUUGCAGGUAUGCCUGACCCAAAAUGAACAGAUUUCUCCUUCAGGGAUAAUGAAGACGCCUUAAAAUGUAAACAUUAGAUGAUGUAAACGUCGAUGAUACGAUUGAUUGCUGCUUCGGUCUGGUGGCUAAACUGGCAAUGCUACUUGUGCCGUUGGCAGUGGCAGGCUGCGCAGACUCCGCUUGCAUUUUCAUGCUUUCCGCAUAAUCAGCUAGAAAGUACUUCUUCAAAUGACUAAACAGAUCUGUUGGGCACCGACCGCUGACAUACCUCGCACAUCGGCUUAAUUGCUCAACAUCACUUUGGAGAUACCCGAACCACCGCCACACAAACGAGGUUGAAUAAAAAAUAAGAGUAAGAAAUUAGAAGAGCUUCAUUAAUCUCCUAAGGGAAAUUUAAUUGUCUGUUGUCUCACAUAAUAGUUAUCUACUAUUUACACAAGAGUUAUAAAGUCUGAUGGCUGUUGGUACAAAAGAUCUUCUGAAUCUUUCUGUCCUGCAGCGAAGAGAGAGGAGCCGUCCACCACCACUGGCCCUUUGGUCCAUCAAGGUGUUAUGAAGUGGGUGAUCCAUGUUCUUUAGUAUAGUCUCCACCUUCCUCAGUGUAGAUAACUUUUAACUUAAAUAACUUGUCUUCUUCUCAACAAUGGCAUCUCCAGAAGAUGACUCAAAGUCUUGGCUGACAUCUUUUUUGCUGCCUCAGCUUCGUGUUUGACUCGGAGCUCGACUCUGAUUGGCUUUUUUUUUUCACGCACAUUUCCGCCAUGUUUGAUCGAGUGAACAUGCUCACAGCUGAUCACCGUGAUCGAACUGAAACUUAUCACGAGCAUCAAUCACGAUCAUAUAAUCACUCAGUCCUAGUAAGGAGACACACUGACAGGCAGUAUUCAGUAUGUUACUACCUUGCAGUCUGAGUGCAGUGAAAUUAAAAGUUUUAUAAAGUAAUUUUUUUUUGGAGCAAGGAGGAGGGAAGUAUUUCAAAAUCUCCAAAAAGGGGGAUCGUGGCCUUUAGAUGAAUUAUUCUGCCUUUUUUUUCCCCCCCUUACUUUACUCUACAGGUGCAGAAACACCUGGGCAUAUGGCCCAGGCUUUGGCCAUUUUCUGCCUAACCAAUAGUUUUCCGCAUCAACUAUCCUUCUUUGUUGUGCAUGCCAGAGUGAGUGAGUCUGUCUGUUCCCAAAUGUAAUUUGUAGCUGGAAGGAGGAGUGUCUGUGGCUCAGAUAGAUAAAUCAUGGAGGCAUGAAGCAGUGCAAGCUCCAGAAAACCUCCUUCAGCUCUCCCCUGUCAUAAUGCUGACCUCCUGGAUCUCCCUCUGACCUGCAGGAGUUCCAGGUUCCAAAAUAUUCUCAUAAAUCAGAUGGAGUCUAUUAACAUCUGCCCCCAAUUUUUUAAAAUUUUCAACCUCAACACAUUUGUGCGGUGUGUGUCUGUGAGGAGAAUUUAACUGGUUUAGGCUGCACAGGUUUAAGAGAGCCACGCCUAUAAACAUUAAAACAAUCAUAAUAAAUCACACAUCUGGGACUUACAAUUGGGAAAAGAGGACGUAAACUUCAAAAGGACAUCUCCUAAAAAUUUUUACGUCUCCUUGGGUACUUUUGAGUGCUCCUAACAUCUUCAAGCAGUCCUGUCUGCGAUCAAUUGAAAACACUUGACCGCCAAAAGUUCAGGAGGCUUCUGUUGAAACGGGCACACAUUUAGACACUUUAUGAGAGUCGAUUCAUCAAUUCUGUUCAGGACUAAUGGAAGCCUACAAUAAUGUUAACGUUAAAUCCUAUUGACAGUCGUACGAUCUGUCCUCUCUCUGCUGUAACAGAGAGGGUCACUGAGAUUCAAAGGUCUGCUUAUACAGGAAUGAAAACCGGUUAGGGGUGGAAAAGGUGAGAGGGAUACAAUUCCUCGAGGGGAGUACGGGGGCAAGCGCCCCUGGAAGAAAAUUUUGGACAAUUUAUAUUCAAAAGCAUCAACCUGGUGCAACAUAAGCACAACUUAAAACUUUCACUGGUAAGUUACUUAUUUUUUAUCUAUACAAACUUAAUUUAUCCUUAUCUAAUGGCAUAGUACUUUAGUCCUCAGUCACAUCGCCAGCUGGUUUCUGAAAGCCUGGUCUAACAGAUGCAUGAACUGUGGAUUGUUUUUGUCCACACACACGAAAAAAAGGAAAAAAAUACACACAGGACAAAUCUGAGGAGCUCAUUUUUCUUCAUUUGAGAUGAUAGGAAAGUGGAUAGAGCAGAAAACACGGAGGAAGAAGUGGGGAUGACAUUCUAGGAAGGAGUUGCAAGGAGCCAGAUCACACUCGGGGCACGUGCUGUAGGCUGCUCAGUUUUCACAGUGAAUCCUCGUCGCUUCAAGGCGUUAUCUUUAGGUCAAGAUCACAGCAUUGAUAUUUAGACCACAAGAACACAAACGAUUCUAUUGCAAAGAUACCCACUCAGCAAAAAGUGGUUAAAAAGAAAAUGGAAAAGACAUCUUUAUCAUACGUGUAAACAUGUCUAGAUUUUGACCGUCUAAAUGAAGCCCGAUUUUUUACAUCUUUUUUUUGGGUUAAAUCGGGACGAAUCGGACUGUCCACAUAAAGCCCAGUUUUCAACGUUUUUUAGGGUCUAGAUUAGGACCGAAUCAGACCGUCUAAAUCAAGCCCAAUUUUCAACAUCUCAGGCAUGCUCAGUACAAACCUGACAUCGUUCUUUUUCUCCAAACCUAUCUGGAACAUCAUCUGAAAAAACCUGUGAAGGUGAAUAUUCCUAUAAUUAAUAUCAAAUGUUAAUGUCGCCGAUAUUGCGUUAUUAACAUUGACGUUAACAUUACGGUCACUUUCACAGGCUUUAGCUAAAUAUUUGUGAAACUUCUCCUUCGUCUGUAACUUUCUCUCACUCUUCUCUCUCCUUUGACUCCGCUCUGUCGCCUCUUCGCCUCCAGCUUUAAUUGAAUUAAAUCGACUACUUUAGUAUAACCCAACAGUUCUGUGAAUUUUGAAGAUAUCAGCACUUCUGUCACCAUUAAGUUGAAGACGUAUGGCUCUGAUUUGGACUAACCGUGAUUCCUCAAAGUCCAUUUGUGACAGGGGAGUAGGUCAAGAGAGUGAUAACUAAUGUUUGUAUAACUCUAGAAAUGCACUUACAGGGCACAGCCAGACCUCUCUGCGUGACUUUGACACUUCUUUCAAUCUGCUUUGACCACCUCAAUCUACCAUCCGAUACGAAACAGACCAUCACUCACAAUGCCGGUGCUCUCUGAUCGGAAACAUAAAAGUGAUAGAUAGCAGUGAUAAUGGUCUACUUUAGAGAGCCCAUAAAAGGGUUUAUGCUUAGUAGUAAAUGACACGCAAGUAUCAGACAUCAAUAAACAUUUCAGUACGUGGAUAAAGACGUUUUCAGUUUGGUUGAGGCCCGUGGCGUUCAUGUGUCUGUUAACUGUGCACAAGUCUUACCGAGAUAUAAAUCUACUUUUCCGAGAUGUGAUCUGUGAGACUUUCCAUUGAGAUGAACGGGUGAGGAAGGUAUGUGGUGCCUCAAGCUAGAGUUUUCCCAGUCAUGAGGCUUGCUCCCUUUUAAUCUUUGACCCCUUCACUAAUUCUUCUCCCGACAGUAUUCUCAGAAUCAGGAUCAGGGCAAAAGGAAGCCAGAUCAAACAGAUGAAUGAGCUGUGGACUGUUCUUGCCCACACACACACAAAAAAAAGGAAAAAAAUAACACAGGUCAAGUUGUUCGCACAGAAAAGUUCAGAUCUGAGGAGCUCAUUUUUCUUCAUUUGAGAUGAUAGGAAAGUGGAUGGAGCAGAAAACACGGAGGAAGAAGUGGGGAUGACAUUCUAGGAAGGAGUUGCAAGGAGCCAGAUCACACUCGGGGGCACGUGCUGUAGGCUGCUCAGUUUUCACAGUGAAUCUUUGUCGCUUCAAGGCGUUAUCUUUAGGUCAAGAUCGCAGCAUUGAUACUUAGACCACAAGAACACAAACGAUUCUAUCCCAAAGAUACCCAGUGGUUAAAAAGACGUCUUCACCAUAAACAAAAUAACGUCUAAACAAUGUCUAGAUUCGGACCGUCUAAAUAAAGCCCAGUUUUCAACGUCUUUUUUGGGCUAAAUUGGGACCGAAUGGACCAUCUAAACCAGACCUGGGCAUUUUACGGCCUGAGAGCCACAUCCGGCCCUUUGGAUGUACCUUCCCGGCCCUUCGUGAGGUCUGUCAAUCAAAACAUGAACAUGCUAUACAAGUGUACUGCUUUUAUUUUGAAAAACAAGCUGUUGUUUUAUUUUCGUUUGGACGCACAUGCGUACAACCUAGACCUGCAUUUGUGAACAGAGACUUUUAAUAUUGGCAAAUAUAUAUGUAGACACCUUAUAGUUGCCAAGUCCCCUUACUAUAAAUUGGCCUUUUGGGGCUUACUUUUAACUAGUAGUUGAUUAUUUCGGCUUUCUUUUCUGUCUGUGUGAAUCCCCCCUGACUAUCCCAAGUGCGGUAGGUAGUUUGUCUUUUCCUGACCACUGUUUCCUGAAUCGUGCCCGCUCGAGAACUUGGCACACCCCCUAACCAACCAGAUUACGAGCUUGAACUGAGGAGACCCAUCCGAUAUGGUAGCAAUGCUGGAUUACGCACCAGCAAGUAAUGAGGCGUUUCUGUAUAUGACGUCUGUGGGUUUAAAUUACUGCUUUUUAAAACGGGAGACAAUGAAUAUUGAGCAGAAAAAGGUUGAAGUUAUUGUUGGUUUGACCCUCCAACACAAUUCAGGUUUCUCAUGUGGCCCUGUGUAAAAAUUAAUUGCCCACCCCUGAUCUAAAUGAACCCCAGUUUCUAAUGUCUUUUUUGGGGCUAAAUUACGGCCAUGAUGGGCCGACGUGAUUUAGCCUGAAAAAAGACGUCUAAAUGACGUUUGAAGUUUGGUGGGUACAGCUUUCACACACUGAUACUUAAUACCAGACAGAAAUCCAUUUAUACUCAGUGAGAUUAAACAAUACAAAAAGGGAUUAACAAGUACACCAAAGAUUGAAAGCAGAGUCAUGUUUUUGCUGCCCAGAACCUUGACUAUGAAUAUAAAAUAUUUAUUUAUUCAUAGAUCUAGUAAGGUUCCCUCUUUGUAUUUUGCAGUGUUUAUUCCUAUUUCUAUCAUAAUUGUGCUGUUCGACAUCUGUAGACUAUUAUAAAAAGAAAUGAUGAAGGUUUCGACUUAAUUUCAGACAUGUACAAUGGUCCAAAAAGGAAAACCCACUCCAUUAAGAUGCAUGUCGUGUUAGAGCAACAUCACAAGUCAGAUCUAAGCCCCUGACUUUGGUGGCAUGUCAUUAUUUCCAGAUUCACGUCACAUAUCUGUACAGUCAAUUUAAGUAAAAACAUCUUACGCUGCAGCACUUAAUACAAAAACCAUUCAAGGGAUUUUCAGCUCUAUUUAUUGUAUAUUGAUUUAAUAUGACUAAUCAAAAUGAAGACAGUCGUGCAGUGAUUCAAUGAUACUGAGAUGAAUUCAGAGUCACGUUUUUACCUCUCUUUAGAGUCCUAAAUCUCUCUCUUUCUCUCUACAGCACUACAUUCUGGCCUUUGGUGGCAUCAUCGCCGUCCCCUUGAUCCUAGCCGAACCCCUCUGCAUAAAAGACAACAACAUCGCCAAAAGUCAGCUCAUCUCCACCAUCUUCUUUGUGUCGGGAUUAUGCACGCUGCUGCAGUCGACGUUCGGUAUCAGGUAAAACUCACGGCAGUUCACAUGCAAACAAAGAAAAUACCGGGUCACAUGGAGACAGUUAAACACAUAUGUGAGACGUGUUGUUGGGUGAACUUUUAAGUUAGUCUGCCGGACGGUAUCUGUCAAAGUCCAAUUAAUCGCCGGGCCGCAAAUAGCCGCCUGGUUUUAUGAAACGCCCUUUUCAGCACCCUUUUUGUGAAAUAAACACCCACCGAGUAACCGCCGGUGCAAUUAUUUGCAUUAUUAUUUUCGCAGAAGUAAACAGUUGGCACUUCAGUUUGCUAGAACUAGCUAACGUUAGAACAAGGGUGUACUGUAAUCUUAAAUGAAAGUGUCAGAGGGAACGACUUGCAGCAUGCCAAUUUGACGCCCCACCUUCACACACCGAAGGAGAAUGGACAGCAAAUGGACAUAAAUGAUAAUGAAAAAGGAAGAAAAAAAAAGUUUGACGCUACGUUUAAGCUUGAAGUUGUAAAAAACAUGGAGCAGAACUCUGGAGAAGCAGCUGUUAGAGCGUUUAACGUGGACCCUAAGCGGAUAAAACGGAGAGCUGAACUCAUCUCGCAAGCAUGCGAAGACGGCAAGCUAACCCGGGAUUUCCAACGCAUCCGGAACAGCUGUGAUUUUCGCCAUACGCCAAUUCCUACCGGCUCCUAAUCUGUGCCGAAUUUUUCCGGCAUGCUCCGGCGUCUGGAAAAUAUAGAACUCUAAAUCAGCUGUGGAUGCCGGCGAUCCGCAGCGGAACGGAAAGAAGCCGGUGGAAAUUGACACGUUAACUUGAAUGGUUACGAUCAGCUGCGAUCGGUGGAUACGGCCUUUUCGUCAUUGUUCCGGAUGCUGUGGAAAUUGGGGGUAACCCUAACCCUUACCCUUACAGUACUUUUGAACUGAAAAUACGUUGGACAGUAACUGUUGUCACAAUAAUUGCCUGGUGCAGGUCCGUGUAAAAAUAAAUAAAGGCUUACAGCGAAAAGCCACCUGGUUCUUGUAAACGUUUGGGGUUAAAGUUGAUUUCCCGUAUUAAACGCCGGGCUAUAAAUUGGUGAAAUACGGUAUAUCAGAUUAUAAACUGUUGUUUUAUGAUUAAUAACAUGCUAAAACUGGAGGACGGUAUUUUCUUCUUGUUAUUGUUAAUUGCCUGGGUGUCCGCCACUUUACACUACAGAUUUUUAUUGAUGGACAUUUGGAUUUUUAUUUACACAGAAGUACAGAGAAAAAAAACACACGGGAUACAGCGACUGCAAUAAAACACAGCAAAAGUGACAAUUACAGUUUCCAUGAAUGGAUUGGAGGCUGAGAACAUGAAACUUUCCACUGUUUUCUGGUGUCUGUCUUGGAGUAAACAGCUGUGACUGUUGACAAACCAAAAGUUACGUGCAACUCUCCGAGACGAACCAAAUCAGUGAGGAGGGAAAGUACAGCGGUGAAAAAGUCUUUCCAAGAAAGGGAAAUGUUGAAAAAGCCUCCUGAAAUAGACGUAUUGGAGCUGCCAGGUUACUUUGGCAGGACAGACAUCAUGUUUAGACCAAGUCUCUGAACAAGCUGUUUAGAGAACCAGGACACUGAAACUUGUCAUGUUUUGAAACUUUUUAAUAGGUCUCAGUUGAGCAUUGGUUUUAUCUUGCUGCACCGCAGGCUGCCAUUCAGUGGAAAUGUACAGAAGUUAAAACAACAAAGUGUUUGUAUUUCUAUUUUCCUCUCUCUGUCUAGCAACGUCCUGACGCUGCAGCUUACGCAGACAGCCCUGUGGUGGUUCACAUGGAGUUAAAAUUGUGAGUCAGUCUGCCGCUGGGCUCGGUGUGACACUCACAGCGGGUAUGAGAUUUACCUCAGGAUAAGAAACUGAAACUGUCUUCCUCAAAGCCUCAUUAUCCCCAGUUUACGCCGCAUACUUAGAGUCUCCUUUUUGUAGCAGAGAUGUGAAGUCCUGUUUGCAGCUUUGUGAGGAGAAAACCUUCAGAAAGCGAUGCAUCAAUCUCUCUGCUUCACCUCGGUGCAGCUGCCACCCACACACAGAGUACUGUACAAAACAUAGCAAGGCUCCACACAUACUCUCUGCCCCCUCAGCACUACCGUAACAUUAAGCCUGAGCAAAUAGCUAAUGCUUUUGUUUCAGUUCUCUGCCUACGCAGUUUGGCAAAGGCUUAAAAGGACAAAAAUGUGAUCCUAGAACACUCUUUGACAUUGAAUAAUAAGUAAGUUAAUCUUUAUUUUUACUGCAGCCUUCAACACUGCGGCUGCUUUUCAACACUGGCUUUGUGAAAUUAAAGAAUACGGGGAUCAAAACACAAACAUGCAGACAAAAGUGCUCAGAGAUAUGUUUGCUGUAACACAACAAAGGCUAAGACGAUAAAUCCAUGCGUGGGUCACAUGACUUCAUGAAAAGCUCCUGUGAGAGAAAAAAAACCCCUCCUUUUAUCUUUUAAAAAGAAAUGAUAUUGUCAACCACCUCAGAUAAAACUUGCCAAUUAAGAGAAAAAUUAUUUACUAUAUCAAUGAUAAAUCUAUGAAAAGUUUAACCAGCAAACCAAAGCAGUUUAAGGUCUGAAACUCAGAAUUCAUGAUGUGGUGCAAACAGAACUUUUUCUGUAGUGCUCUGAAAUGCUGUUGUGCUCCCCUCUCAUGUGGAGUCCCCCAAGGGUGUAUCUUGGGUUUUCUCUUGUUUGCUGUAUAUAUGCUUUUCUCCCUGAAGCAAAUCCUCAUUAAGCAAUGUGUCGGCUUUAACCUCAAUGCAGAUGACACUUUAGAAUUCCAGGUGACCAGAGUUACGCACUCCUGCUUUGCUUAGAUUAGACAUUCACAAAAAUCUGGUCUUUUUUUUCUCCCGCCGACUUAGUAAAAGUCAUUCAUGUGUGUAUUUCCUCUGGACAUGACUACUGUGCUACGUUUUUAUCCCGGCUUCAACUUCCCAUGACCCUGACUGCAGCCUGAGGUCCCCUGUCAGGGUCCUUCUCGUGGUUGUCUAGUCACAAGAGGUGACCGAGUGAUUGCAGUUUAAGCUCAGCAGUCGAGAACUCCCUGCCUGAGGAUGUCGGACGGACAAACUCGGUGUCCUCUUUUUAACCUCGGUCAAAAAGUCACUUCUGUUGUUUGAAUUAAGUGUGUCUGCUGAUGUAAAUUAUUUUUGAAGUACUUGAUCUCGUUUUUUUGUUCACGUUUUUAUUAUCCUUGUAAAUAUAUUGCUUUUAAUAACUAAAGCCAGUGACUGUUAUUAUGAUUAUUAUUAGUGAUUAUUAUUAUUAUUUUAUUAUUAUUGUGUUAUUAUUUUAUUAUUAUAGUGUUAUUAUUUUAUUAUUAUUGUUAUUAUUAUUUUAUUAUUAUUAUUAUUUUUAUUAAUUGUUCUUGUUUUUAUUUUCAUUAUUUUUUUAACCAUUUUUUUCACUACUAUUUUUAUUAUCUUUAUUAUUACUAUUAUUUUUAUUAUUAUUUAUGUAUUUAUUUUGCAUCUUAUCUUUUUUUGAAUUAUGUAUUUAUUUAUUUAUUUUAAAUUAUUAUUGUUAUAUAUAUUAUUACUAAUAUUAUUAUUAUAGCAGCAGGAGGAGUAUGAUUUCAAUGAACAUGACAGGAUUUGUUUAAAUGACAGUGAAUGUUCCUAAAUUGGUCAUUAUCUUAAACUGCUGCAGUGUAAGGUGAAUUUAUGUCUGCAGGUUAAUGGUGUCCAGCCACAGGUCAGAGACUCCCCAGAGGAGUCUUAAGUUAAACUGUGAGGUGUUGACAAGUGCACAGUCAGAAAAAAAAACAGAAGGAAAACAUGUGACCCUCACAUAAAAAAAUGUCUAUUAACCCAAAGUUUCUCCCUUUUGAACACGAAGACGGUGAGUUCUUGGCUCACCUAAAAGCAUCCAGACUGUCUCUGCGUUAUUCGGCUCCAGAGCCCCACUAAUUGACCUCCUACAGUCUGAAAACAACCCGCUCAUUAAAAUUUUUGCUUAACACUAGCCUACACUGACCUUAAAUCAUAAUGUGCAGCGACCUCUGACCUCUAACUCUUGACUUGCAGGUUACCAGUCCUCCAGGGUGGGACCUUCAGUUUUAUUACUCCCACUCUGGCCAUUCUCGCCCUGCCCAAGUGGCAAUGUCCUGCUUCGAAAACAUCUGUGAUGUUGCCGCUGCAGCAGCUGCAGAACAGCAGCAGCCAGCUGCACGUGGAAAACUCUGAUGAGAUCUGGAUGUCGAGGAUGCGAGAGGUAUGUGAGAUAGUGCUUGAUAAAGUUUUGUUUCUGUAAUGAAUCAGUGAAUUCAUCAAAAACACAAUAAAAUACCAAAGACAAGAGCUUAAACUUGGGAAAACUGGUGCACAGAGAGUUGAAACAAUCUCUGGUCCAUUGGCAUCUGUAAGAGGAACACACGGCUGGAAAAUAUUAACAGCUCACUUUUAGGGAGUGUGAGAAGUACGUGACUUCAACAGACAUCACCCAAAAAUUGGUGAAAGACAAAACAGUUCUGUUAUCAUGAAUCAAAUCUGCUCUUCCUCCGACGUCCAUUCCCACGGGCUUUGGACUUAAUUUUCACCAGAUUGUUAUUACAACCUUACAAUUUCAUUUAGCAGAUGUCUUUAUCCAAAGCAUCUGCUGAAUAAUUUUGCAACUAGGGCUUCAGGAUUAAUCGAUUUUUAAAUCGUAAUCAGAUUAUUUGAUUAUGAAGAUGUUAAAAAAUUUUAAAUUGUCAAAUCCAUUUUCCUCUCGAUCAUGUCUCGCGCCUCCAGGCCACUGUAGGCUCCCCCCUUUCUGCAGGAGCACUCCCCAGUUUCCACACACACCAGUGUAAACAAACAUGGCGUUUGCAAAAGAAGGCGAUAAUUUUGUGGCUAAAUAGGACAAGAGCGAGUCAGUCGUGUGGAAUUGGUAUGACUUCGCAGUUUCGAAUAAAGAUCAAACCACUCCCCGCUGCAAAGUCUGUCUGAAGGCGGUAUCAACCCGUCCACACGGAAAUGAAUUCAGGAGUAAACACAAAAGGCUUUUGUCGUAUCGCGGUUUCAUCCACGCGGAAACAGGUGACUGUAAGCGCCACUUUUUGAAAAUGGGUCAGAGAGUGCAUGAAUACGUAAACGACGACCGUUUCAUCUCAGUGUGGAUGUCUAUCUGCAUCUCUUAAAACAAUUAAAUGUGACACACAGCUUAACUCUUUUAUAGCGCCUGCAUGUGUCCGGCCAAAACAACCUUUAUACACAUGCUCCGUACUCUUCUUCUGUCUUUUGUGCAUUUCCUCGGCAGCGUUACAGCACCACUUACUGGCUCGGCAUAUGUACUACAUUGUUUUCUAUGGUUUCGUUUUGAGAGAUGAUAGAAAAACUUUUCAUUCUUAAAGUGAAGUUUGGUGAAAUUGUCACUGAACAAAAAAUCGAAAUCAAAAAUCGAGUUUUCAGAGAAAAAAAGAGGAGGAAUUUAUUUUCUGCCAAAAUCAUGCAGCCCUAAAUGCAACUAACGCAGAUUAUUGUGUACAGCUGACAUGUGUUUAGCAACAGAAGUGUUGAGUAAUAAAAAAGUAUAUAAAACUGUGAGAUGUUUGGGUGCUUUCCUGUGAUAUGUCCUGCUUUAACAUUUGUUUUUUUUGUUUAAUGUAAAUACCCGCCCCACUAUGGAUGAAAUUAGUCCCAGGCUCCAGACUGAAAUAGAACAAUUCCCUAAAAAGUGGUUAUAAAAUGUUUACCUCAGGUCAAACAAGAGCCAACUUCCUCGCAGAGACAGCAGAACGUCUCAUUAAAGCAAGAAAAGCGAGACCCUUCAACUCUGUUAAAAGGGCAAACGUGUGUGGAAACCCCUUUAAAUGUAGGUCCUGGUAAUUACGAGUCAUAGUAUCUUGUCUCUCCUAAGACGCCACAUUUGUAGUUUAAUUCUGAAAUAUUUGAUUUAUGUCCAGGUGGUCAAUUUAGAGUACAGAGUGCCUAAAGAGGCAGAGAAAAUAUACUCCCUUUGCUGGGUCAAAGUCCUGAAAGUCAAAUGCAACACAACCAAAUAAUAGAUCAUUUAAAAAGAACAAAGAUUUAAAAGAUACCCACCCACCCACCCAAGUUCCCUGAAAGUCUCUGACUCAGUAUUCACAGUUUAACCCAAAUCACAUCAAGUAUUUUCUUCCACACUUUUUGUCAGCAGGGAUUUGAGCAACUAAUGUGACUUUCCCCUUUUUGGCAACGUCUGCACCAGUGAUGUUUGUUUCAAUAGAGCGACUCGUGAAAACGAAUGAUAAUUACGCGACCACACCUUUACACAGCUCACAGGCUGAGAGAUUUAUGAAGUGCCUCAGCUCUGUGCUGGGUAUGUUCCAGCACUUGCACUUCAGCUUAAAAAUUAGUAAAUAUGUUUGACUUACAAUCAUGAAAAAAAACUUUUAAGACGAAAAAGAAAAAAAAAAGUCAUUACGGACCAUGCCUGUGCAGGUUGAAGAGGUUUCUUGUUACAUUUUCUUUUGCAAACUCGUCUACCGUAUCGUCAUAGGGAGGACUGCAGACGUGACAGUUGUCUAAAGGAUGAUCACUGACACCCUGUAUAAGGAGCUGGUUGCUCACAGAGCGCUGUAUCCAGGUACAUUCAUGGAAAAGUUGAAUGGAGGAAAAAAAAAAAAGUGGUAGGAAAAGGUGCACAAGCAACAGAGAAGACCGCAGCCUUGAGAGGAAUGUAAAACGAAGCCCAUUCAGGAAUUUGUGGGAGAUUCACAAGAGCGGACCGCUGAUGGAGUCAGUGCUUCAAGAGCCACCACACACAGACAGAUCCAGGACAUGGGCUUGAACCAGAGACACCGUUAGAGGAGUCUUAGCUGGGCUAAGAACAAAAAGAACUGGACUGAUGCUUCUGGAGGAUGAGAGGAGAGGUUGAGAUCCAGUGCUAAGCUUCCCCGGUCAAUGGGGGUCUGGGGAGCCGUGUCAUCUGCUGGUGUUGGUUUAUUGUGUUUUAUUAGUUCCAAGGUCUGCUCAGCUGUCCACCAGGAAGUUUUAAAGCCCUUCACUCUUCUCUCUGCUGACUAGCUUCAUGAAAAUACUGAUUUCACUUUCCAGCAAGACUUGGCACCUGCGCACACUGGGGAAAGUAUCCACACCUGGUUUAAGGACCAUGGUUGGCCAGCAAACUCACCUGACGAAGCGAGACACCGGACCCAACAAAGCAGAAGAAUGGAGGGUGGCUACCAUAGACUGUAUACAGAAUGGACGCCGUCUGCCCCCUCGCUGGGUGAAGCCACCCUGAGAACAGCACCCUCUGGUGACGGGCUGCAGUAUAGGUCAUAAAUCCCGCAUCCUCCAGGAAUCCCUAUGGACAAACCUUAGAAAUUAAUUACACAGAACAUAAAUGUUUCUCCCCCCCCUGGUUGCAAUGUUGACAUGUAGUUACUGUAAGACUGGUUUGUGCUCAAGUCCUAAAAGUUAUCAGGGGUUCAUGUUUUCCAGGACUGACUCUUGAUACAGCCUAUGGGCGUACAAAGAUUGCAUAACUCACCUGGGAGAUACGCCGUUUGAGCCGAGCGUCAUCACAGCGACUCUCUCGCCAAAUGCGUACAACACUACUGUGCAAGUGUUGGUUUUGGGAAGUGGAGAAAAUCAAAUCUGUAUACUGUGGAAGGCGGAGCCAAGUAGUCCAAAGUCUAUACAGUCUGUGGUGGCUACCAAACUGGCAAACUGGGCUCAUAACACCUUAGCAGAGCCGCAGACUGAUCGCCUCCAUGCUGUGCCACAUUGCUCCAGUAAUUUCUGCUGAGCCUUUCUUUGCACAGUGACACCAUGUACAUUUCUAGAUCAUUUGCUGCUGCAUGCAUGGAGAAAAAUUGCUACAAACAUCACUGGUACACUUACUUGGUCUCCUUUGAGUAGCAGAUUCUGGUCUAUGCAUCUCAAUUUCCCCCUCUUGCUUUGUUGUCCACAGAUCCAGGGAGCCAUCCUGGUGGCCUCUCUGCUCCAGAUCGUCCUCGGCCUUUCUGGGCUGGUGGGCUUUGUGUUGCAAUACAUAGGCCCACUGGCUAUAGCUCCAACUAUUAACCUCAUCGGUCUGUCACUGUUUAUCGAAGCUGGAAAGAAAUCUGGAGGUCACUGGGGAAUAGCUGCUCUGUGAGUAUAUUUCUCAAUAUAAAGUAAAUAUUGUGCAUAACACACGCAGACACAAUAUGUGGUUUAGUAAGCUGCAUGCAUAUGUAGAGUGGUAAUACAUUAAAGGACAAAACAAUCAGCAAACCUAGAUCAAGUUUCGGAUCGACAUUUUUCACUGUCAUGAUCGUAAAUGUUCUUUCCUGUUUACUAAACUUUUCUUCCCUCCACUGCUGAAAUCAUGUCCAACAUUUAAACCCAUCUCAUCCUUCUACUGCUGCUUAUGUUCCUCUUUACCUUUGCUUCUAUCUGGUCCAGCCCCCUGAAAUCAGUCCCCCCCCCCACCCCCCCCCACCACAUUUCCAGAUAAUGCAGUCUAAAGUCAUUACACAGAGUGAUCCUUGCGGGUUUUAAAAGGUUCAGCACAUCCACGUCCUGGUGCCAUAUAUGGAUGGUAAUCAGUCAUAUCCUUCUUAGCCUCAAUGCCUUGCCCCCUGCUCAGCAGUCACUGUACAGGAUAUCCAGCAGCUUACAGGAGCACGGAAAACAUCUUGUGGCCGUAAUUCAACCCAUCCCGUCUGUCACACUGCCAGUCAGUCAGGAGACACAGAACAAGGAAUAUGAAGUCCAUUACCAAAAACCGGAUCAGUACAAUCACUGUGGGAACUCCUUUUAUAACAACAAGUGUUUGUUGUUCGGCUGGAGUAAACACCGGAUUUGCAACAGCCCAUCAGCUGCUGCAAAUCCUUUCAGUCCGUAGACUGUAGACUAUAAAGAACAAGGACAGAAUGAUAUUGGUGUUAGAAAUCAUGACUCUACCCAACUUUACCACAGGCAAAAAGAGGUGGACCUGAGGCAAACAGCUACAAUUUACUUAUACAUUCAUAUAGGGCUGCAUAGCUGCAAAGAUAAACUCCUGAUUUUUUUUUUUUCUGUGACGAUUUUUGAUUUCGAUUUUUAAUUGAGUGACAACUUCCCCAAGCUUCACUUUAAUAAUAAUAAGUUUUUCUAUCAUCUCUUAAAAUGAAACCACUGAAAACGAUGUAGUGCAUACACCAAGCCAGUGAGUGGCGCUGUAACGCCGCAGAGGAAAUGCACAAAAGACAGAAGAAGAGUACAGGGCAUGCGUAUAAGGCGCCAUAAAUGCAGAAUAAAAGAGUUACGUUGUGUGUCACAUAAUCGUUUCAAGAGAUGCAGACAGACAUCCACAUGGAAAUGAAAUGGUUGUCGUUUACGGAUUUAUGCGCUCUCAAAAACUACCAUUUACAGUCACCAGAAACGCCAUUUCUGUGUGGAUGAAACGCCGAUACAACAAAAACUUCUGCGUUUUGUGUUCAGACAGACUUUGCAGCGGGGAGUGGUUUGCUCUUCGUCCGGAACUGUGAAGUCGUACCAAUUCCACACGACUGACUUACUCUUGACCUAUUUAGCCACGAAAUUAUCGCCUUCUUUUGCAAACGCCAUGUUUGUUUACACUGGUGUGGGCGGGAACCGGGUAGUGCUCCUGCAGGAACGGGGAGCCUACGGUGGCCUGGAAGAAUCAAUUUGAUGAUUUAAAUUUUUUUAACAUCGUCAUAAUCAAACAAUCCGAUUACGAUUUUUAAUUGAUUUACUGUGCAGCCCUAAUUCAUUCAAACAAUGACGUAAAUUAGUAUGUAACAAACUUAAGGAGCUAUCGCAUCUUUCCCUUAUUGAGACUCAGGCUGCUCAAAUAUUCUGUGAAAUAAUAAACAGUCUGAUUCCUACAGGUGUGGCGUGGAUGAAAAAUGUCAAUCAAAAGGACCCCCCACACCUGCAGCCCUCAGAAAAGGCCAAGACACCCACUCUGCUGCUCUCUAACAGACGUCUUUACUAAGAUGUAUGAAGAGUUGUUUCAGACAGACACUUUGGAUAAAACAUGUACAAUUACACCGCUUCCAACCAAACUUCCAGAGGCUAUAAAGUACAAGGAUAAAUGACAGGACCUGUUCUUUCCUCCAAAAGCUGCACACUCCUCUCUCAAAUGAAAUAUCGUGUCGGUUCUGAACUUUAUUCAUUCACAGCAGGCAGAGUUUUCACGCACAGCAUGAAGUGUUCCAGCGCAGCGAGAAAUGCCAUUCAGAGGCAGAGAACUACUGCGUAUUUUACUAUCCUCACAUUGGCGGCAUUGCCACACUUUCACUGUUACUUACUCCUAAUCCUUUCCACGAUGACAAGUAUCAUGUGGUUGUACAGGCUGUGUUAAAUUACAUGUUUUCACUUGCUCUGACUUCCCUCUGACUGUGAUGUAUGGGCAUGCCAUGCUUAAACACAAUUACACAAGUAGCUGUGAGUGAGGGCCAGGCCUCGGGGGAAACGAGUGUGAGUGACACGUUUCGCUCUGUCUUGUGUGUGUGUGUGUGUGUGUGUGUGUGUGUGUGUGUGUGUGUGUUUGUGUGUUUUUCCCACAGCACAGUCUGUCUGAUCCUCCUGUUCUCCCAGUAUCUCAGCAAAGUCAACGUCCCGAUGAUCGCAUACAAGGAUAAGAAGUGGAAAGUUUUCCAGUAUCCACUCUUCAAGCUCUUCUCUGUAAGUUUCAGACACUGUGCAGCUCUCAUACAUCCAGACAAAACAAAAAAAGCAUUAGAAUUGACAAUCUAUGCUCUCUAAUUAGGGCUGGGCGAUAUGGGAAAAAGUUUAUCACGAUAUAUUUUGUAUCAGUCGACAUUGAUGUGUAUCACGAUCAUAGACUAUAUAUAGAAUGGACGCCGUCUGCCUCCUCGCUGGGUGAAGCCACUUCGAGAACCGCACCCUCUGGUGACGGGCUGCAGUAUAGGCCUCCAGCAAUCCUUAUGGGACUGUGGAGAAACUAAAGUAUUUAAUUACACAGAAUAUAAAUGUUUCUCCCCCUGGUUGUGAUGUUGACAUGUAGUUACUGUAAGACUGGUUUGUGCUCAUGUCCUUUUUUUUCUGUGAAGCUCCGUUUUUAAAAGUUAUUAGGGGGUUCAUGUUUUCUAUGAUUGACACCUGAUACAGCCUGUGGGGGUACGAAGAUUGUGUAGCUCACCCAAGGGAUAUGCUGUUUGAGCUGAGCGUCAUCACAGCAACUCUUGGCGACUCUCCCGCCAAAUGCGUACACCGCUACUGCGCAAUGUUGGUUUCAGGGAGUGGAGAAAAAACGUGGAAUUACCGAGAGCAAUUCGGCUUCAAAUCCGUAUACUGGUGGAAGGCAGAACCAAGUUGUCCAUAGUAUAUACAGUCUAUGAUCAGGAUAUCAAAAAAAAAAAAACACUUGUCAAUCUUAAAUGUUCCUUGUUACUCUUAUAGAAAUUAACAUGUACUUUACAUAAUUUGCAGCGCAAAUUACUCUGCUUCAUGUCUGACCUCAAAAAAAUAAAAUUCCUCCACACCAACGACGUUUUUGUGCCAGUGUUGUCGACGAUGUCGUCAUCUGUCGAGCCUUCAUCUUCAUUUCUGCCGAGGAUAGCACUCAUUUUCUUUUUUCUUAACUGCAGUGCUGUCGGCCCCACGUGUUAAAGUGCUAUGUUUGCGUGUAGCUGCAGCCUGCUACGACACAGUUGUUUGCUACUUGGUUCUAAUUCAGCACAUGAUUGGUUUAACGCGAAGCGGACCGGGAGCAACUCCUCCUUUCAUUGACUAUUGGUAUAGUCUACAAAAAAUGGCAGAAUGCUGGCCAUCAAAGAGCAAAAGGACCAUGUUCAUUAUCGAUAUCGAGGGAAAUUAAAUUUUGAUGUAUAUCAUUUUCAUUUUAUCGCCCAGCCCUACCUCUAAAACUUUUUAUAUUUCUAUAUUUGCAUCAGAUCUGUACAAUAACAGGUAAAUUUACCGCAAUAAUUCGAUAGGUAGGUAACAUUUAUGAUGUUUUUUGUUCAACCAAACUGAACAUCUGGUAUCUGUGAUUUUAUCUGACCUGUGUGUGUGCAGGAAGUGUUGCUUUCUUCUGUACAUACCAGUAUAACAUAAUGUACAGUCCAUAAACAGGUUUGUUGGAGAUAAAGGGAUCCUCGCAGCGGGUUCCAUCCUCCAGGCCUGGAACAGGAAACCAUACUCAUGCAGAGUAAUUUGAUUAUGGGCCAAAAAAGAAGUUUGACUGUCUUUGAAGUCUGCACAGUACAAUAACUGUCUUGUGAGCCUGGCAAAGUGCUCUCUCUCUCUCUGUUCUCAUAGCUACUGACGACUAAAUAAUAGUAAAUGUGACUGAGAUUUAAAAAAGAAAAGAAAAAUCACUUACUUAAUGUCAGGAAUAUUAUGUUUCUGGAAAUUCUGCAUUCUUGUGGUACCCUGUGAGAAAAUUGAAGUCAACAAUGAAGAGAUUAGGAUUUGGUGGGUUCAGUGUGGCCCAGGAGACAUGGACUUUGUGCAGAAAGCCCUCCAUGAACCUGCAUUUUCUCUUAUGGUUACCUUCGGGGGUGCUUACCUUUCAUUGACAAGUCUUUUGGAAACAUUUGUCUGCUUCCCUUAAAACCAAGAAAAAUAAAGCAAUCCCCUUAAUCUUUAUUUACAGAGUCCACAUCAAAUGUACUCCGGGCCUGGAUUGUCAGCCUGGGAAUCUUCUGGUUCCCAUUUGUAGUGAGUCUGCAGUCCAAGUAGCAUCGAGCGGUCAUGUAUCAUCAGGCUUUGUUGUGUGCAGAAAAAUCUGUCCUGUUUUUUGCAAAAUAACAGCAGGUGUAGAUCAAAAUUUUAAACCAACCUUGUCGUGACUCCUGUUCGAGGAAGAAGAGGACCUUGAAAAAAUAAUCCUAAAAUUGAGGGGAAAAAAUCGCUGUUAGAUUAUUUUCCAAAAUCAUUCAGCCCACGUAUGUUCCAAGAUUGGUGAUGGCUUGAACCCACAAAACACCGGAUGUGGAGUCUAAAAACCACAUGGCGGCUUUGUCAACUUCUGCCUGAAAUCGAUGGUUUUCAGCCAUGACUCAGGACUUUAUUCCCCAAUCAUGAGAAAAUUAGAAAUGAAUGUCUAACAACAUUAAAACAAUAAACUGAUGAAGAGAGAUUAGAGGAGUGUGACCAUAUUUCACAGUUAUACUUCAGGCAUAUGUUUGUAAUAUUUGUUAGUAUCCACUGUUGGGAAUUCAAACUUCCUGCGCAGCUACAGUAUCGUCCACAUUUCAGGCAGUCACGGCUAUAAUCAGACUUUCCUGUAUUUUCCAAGAACAUAACAUUUGAAUCUGCUUUUUGUUUCCUUCAGCAAACUUGGACACUCAAAGAUUUACAACAUAAAACGACCAUCUGACCUCAAAACACUCAAAGUCAAAUCCAUUUUAUUGAGAUGAAAAGCCUGUCUCAAAAUCAAAACCAACAGAUUUAUAGGUUUUACAAUUCCUUAAGGGCAAACAUCAAAAUAAAGGAGAUUGAAUGAUUGUGACAAAAUUGACUGAUUCAUAUCGAAGUUUUCUCUCUGGCAAAUGUCUCUCAUACGCCAACACACUCCUAAUCACAUAACCCCGGCUCUAGUAAAGUUUGAACACACUGUAAAAAGUUAUUGUAACCGUAUUUGAUGGUUUAAAUGUCACUCAAACUCAAGAUGUCAUUUAAAAUCAGUGUAAGACAACAAAUCAAAUACUAAAACUGUUUUUUAUUGUGUUUUAAAACAGGCUCACUUUAAAUUUGACUGAAGCAGAAUGUUUAAAAAAAGUAAACGACAAAACACUGAAUAAAAAAGUGUAUUUUUAUUAAUAAAAAAAGAUUAACCCUGUGGUUCAGAAAGAUGUUUACACAGUGUCCUAACCUUUGGGAUCAGGGGUUGUAGAUACAUAUAUGACAUCUCCAGAAGACACAAAACGCGUUGGUCUUUUGUUCAUGUUCAUGUUAAGAGUUUUUGGGAGCCUUGCCUUUUGACUUGAGCAAACGUCAAAGUCCCCGGCGGGAUUAAAAGAGCCCCAUUUUUAAGCCCCUCAACUAUGACCCCCUGUGAUUACAGUUAUUAUCUGUCAGGCGGAGAUCGCCCCUGGUGACGGACACACACAAAGCAUUGUUUUCAUGUUUUUGAGCUUCUAUGUACCCAAAAGAUGGAUUUCAGUCAAGCACACAUGCUCUUUUUAACGUCCGCCCAUCUGCUUUACAUCAUCGCAAACUGAUGCUCUGACAAGCGUGACUCCAGUCCUUUACCGUCUGUCAAUCUAAAGCCGGUGGAUGCACGCGCGUCUUUGCGUGCAGAAGUUAUUUACAAGCGUGCCAAGAGAGCCACGUAUCAAGGAAAUGCGUAAGAGCCAAACUAAUAAUGGAAUGAAACUUUUUAAGUGGUUAAUGAAUAAAAGGGCAAAAAAAGAUUGAUUGUAUUAUCAAAAGAGAGAGAGAGAUAGAGUAUGCAGACAAACUGAUGAAUAUUAGAUUUAUGAAUUUGGAACAGACUACAGAGGAAAGUUUUGAAGAAUGAUUUGAAUGGGAUAUUGAUUCGUCAGUCAUAACCUCUCUGGCAGAAAUCUGGAAAUCUGGAGGCUGCAGCAACAAAUGAACAUUUUACUUCAAGUUAAAAAAAUAUAAUAAAAAGUAGCUUAAAAAGUGAGUUUCUUCAGUGUCGUAUCAAAUCAAAUUUCGCUGUCAGGCAAUCAUCGAUGAUUUUAUCUGAGUGGUUGUUAGAUUAGAUAAAAUAAGAUCAGAUUAGAUUAGAUUAAAUAGACUUGAUUAUUCCUUUUGGAAAGGCUCCCUCAGGAAAAUUAAAAUUCCAGCAGCAACAGUAUGUACAGAAAAAAACAGAAUUGUCAGAUAAGUAAGAUCUACAAAAAACUGAUAUAUAUAUAACAGUGUUUCCCCUUGCUUUUUUGCUUUGGUAAGGCGGGACGUAUUAAGCGGACAUACACCACCUCCGUAAGAUAUUUGUCUACGCCAUACGAGGUGGCGGAAGAUGAGCCAGCGCUGUUUUCGGGGCUGAGAGAGAAGCUUAAGCUAGCAUGCAUAAGAGACUAUGCAGCGUCCGCAUCACUAUGUACCGUCUUUUUGAAGAAUGCAGAUAUUUCCAGUUGGGGUGCUGAACGUUCGGUGACAGUUUUUAAUUGUUCUGUUGGUGGCAAACAUGAUGGAAAGGAACCAGAACCCCAGGUUGCCAAAACCAUCCUGCGCAAAACUGGCAGGUUAUAAGCCGCAAGCGCUCGCGACCAGAACACCAGAAUCAGUGGUAGUGACACGCUGCGCCUCUAACCACGCGGUGUGGCAUGUCAGCACGCAUUUGCUGUGAGAUAGAGAGAGGAGAGAUACAUUUUUUUUUUAAAGCUUUGGAGUCUUUCAUUGGCCGUUUUGAUAAAGAUAAGAAUUAAACGUUUAUAUUAAUUUACGACUUUAAUUUCUGGGUUGGGAUCUUGUUGGCAGGGUCGGGGCGAAACACUCUAUAAAGAAUAAAUAUAUAAUAAAACUUAAUUAAUUCAGUAUUUACAUAAAAAGUUAGAUAUUGAGGUAUUUGCUUAAUACUUUUGCUACUGCUGUUCCUUCCAAUCCUUCUAAAAGGUUAAGCAUCACUGUGGUGUGAUUUGUAUGAAUUGAUGCCAAAUGGUGUGUUAUGAUAUGAUAUAUUAUCAUAUGGUAUAAUAAGCUUCCAUAUGUGGAUGUGGUGUAAUGUUGUACUCUUGAUGUGGUCUUCUGUUAUUCGUUCUCUUUGGCACCCGGGGAGGCUAAAUGUAUUCAAACAGUCAUUCUGAAAACUUCUUGUGCCCAAAUGUAAAAACACUUUGGUAUAAUUAAAACAUAAUAUUAAAUAACCCAUUUGAAGGUCAGCUGGAGGGUUUUAUAACAGCAAGAGGCGCCGUAGAGACAUCAAUAAGAAACGGCUUUCUGUGUGAGUCCGCCAUGAGGAUGUUUUUCGUUUUUUGGUGUUUUAUUUGUUUUUGUUUUUUUCUUACUAAAUGUUAUUUAAAACUGUGAGGAAUGUGUUUCAGGAUGCAAAAGAAAGGCUGAGCCCCGGUGAAGGUUUGAAGGAAUGUCAAAAACAUAAAAAUGAAGACUUGUGAGUCAGUUUGACUGCAGGGUUUAAUCUUUGGAAUGUCUCAUGUACGGCAGAAUGACUCACUGCUUGUGAAAAAAAAAAACAGCAUUAUCUGCUCUCGCUCCCCUCCUAAAAGGCCUCCUGAUCUGAGAGCAAACAAAGUGAAGUUUUGACUUUCCAUUAGAAUUAAACGUCUAUCAUCAAAUGAAGCCGUGGAAUAAUAAAAUCCUGUGGUUUCUAGCAUUAAGGAAUGAAGCUGGUAAAGAAAAAGAGCCCACCUGCUUUAGAGAAGUACAAACAGUCCCCUGCCAAGUCACAUUCAUCAUUAAUUAACUUUGAGUAAGCAAUUUGAGUCACAGUGGAAACACGUCUGUCAAUAAAUACGACACCUAUGGAUCCCGCUCGAUUUAUCUUCCCUCUGGAUCCUCGGUAGAUAACGUCAAAAUAGAAAUCAAAGAGAUGUGGAAAGUAGAUUCUCUGCCCUCGAGCUACUGUUUGGCUUUCCUGUAAGAGUCACAUGUAGAAAGGAAGCAAACUCUUUGGUCCUGAAUAAUCCCUUUACAAACGCAAACACAAAUGUGCUGGAGGCAUGUUGUACAGAGAGACCAUAAAGUUAUUCAAUAAUGAAGAAAAAACGUGAUAGAGGUGGGAAACCUCACUAUGUCAUAUGAUGUUCCUUCGCAGACGGCUUUGCUCAUGAAAUCUAAUCCACGAGCCGAGGGCUCAGCUCGAGGCGGAAGAUUAAAUUGUUAUAAAGAGAGAUCGUCAUCGGCUUUUUACUGACUAGGAUCAUUGUUGGCAGACAGCUUUGGAUUUCCAGUCUUGAAAACAUGCGAGAAAAUCCUGUUGCGCUCAUAAAAGCAAACAUAUAAGUAAGGGUGGGCGAUAUGGAAAAAAAAUGUCAUAUUACAAUUUUAUUUUUGCAAAAUCACAAUCACAAUUUUAGGGUUACCCGGGAUUUCUGUUGCAUCCUGAAUGGCUCUGAUCUGGAACGGCAGUGAUUUUCGUCGUAUGCCAAUUCCUACACACACACACACACACAGCAGAGUGGAUGGACAGAGAAAAGAGAGGAAGCAGAUUCUGUAUUUUGUCCUUUUUUCGGCUGAUUUUUUCGCUACUGCAGUUACUUAUAACACAUGACUUCUGCGUGUAAAUUAAAAUGUGCUCUCUUAACUUCAAAAAUUUUGAUUUGAGAAGGCAAUAGAUUUAUUUCGACACAUGUAAGGGAUACGAUGCGCAUGACAGAUGGUUAUACGGUCUCUGUGCUUUGGCAGAUCGUCGUCACUUUUUAAUCCUUCAUGAUCAAAGAUCAUCAGAUCGCACGCCCCUACAUAUAAGCGCUAAAAUGUUGAGUCCAUUUUCUCCUCGCUCACUGAGUGUCUCCAUCUGUCCCUAACACACAGUCAGGGGACCUCCAUCAGCAAAUUAUGUAAUUGGCAAAGCACAGAUCAAUCCACAUAUCAGCCUGGGUUCAGAUUUUGAUUGAAGGGUACCAUAAAACUCUGAGCCUUAGUCAGAUUCAGUUUAUGUCUGUUUACAAAACCAAAAUCAAAUCUGUAGUUUGGGUAAAACUUGAUUUAAAUAAAUUACUUUUUAGUACGUCUUUGGUAUAAUAGCAUCCUUAAAAAAAAGUGUUCCAGUAAUAUCAGCGAUGGCUCAGAGGGGAGGUCAUUUCAGAGACCUUUGUCACCUGGUUUUCACCUCUUGCCGGCCUUUCAGGAGACGAGCUGCAGGUCCAGAGUUUAUUCACUCAUUAAGGAGAAUACAGAAUUAGGAUUGUGUUGUGCCUUGUCUUUGUAAAACAGUUAAAUCUGCUGAUCAGUUCGUCUGUGUUCACCCUGACUGAAGCGAGAAUCUCUCUGCUAGCUCGGACCUUAAAAGAUCACUCAAAAAGACUGGAUCUCUGCUUCUUUUCCUUCUAUUUCUAGGCUUUGUUCGGGAUGUGUGGAGCGUGGCUGGUCUGCUUCUUGCUCACCAUCUUUGACGUACUUCCCUCAAAGUCCAACGAGUACGGCUUUUCAGCUCGGACAGACAUCAGCCUGGACGCGGUGACAAACUCCCCCUGGUUCCACGUUCCCUACCCAGGUACGCACGUAAAAUCACCACACCACAAACGUUAAACACUAAAGAUGGACGGAUUUGAUCUGCAGAUUAUUAAACCGUUACCUUUCUGUCAAAGGUUGCAUGGCAACUUUGGGUGUUGUGGUUUCUAAUACUUUAUGAAAGUCAUUUGCCCGUCAUUAAUCUUCAAAUCUUUUGACGAACGGCCAAACCGCAAGCCAACAGAGGACAUUUUGUAGCUUCGCUCAAGGUUGCACAACUGCCCUUACGUGAACUCCUAAAUCGGUGAAGGAAAUUACAGUUAUUUGUUGAAUAACUUGAUGUCUAUCUCAUAAAAUCUUUAUACAUGUAACGGAAAAUAAAUCUAUUAAUAGAGCGCUUCGAAUUAAAGUUUUUCACUUGGACUCAUAGACCACGAGAAAUAUCUAAAAUAAAAACACGGCUGCACUUCAUUUUGCACGUUAACUGCAGCUUGUGGAGAGAGGACGGUAUUUGUUCUUUUGAGUCAUUCGGGGUCAGGAAGCCUCGUAAAAACAGACAUAUGGACACUGCAGGAUGUUUACGUGAAGCACGCUAUGUGUAACCGGUGUUUCAUCUUUGUGACAGCAAUUAAAGAAAUCAUAAUAAUGACCUUUAUUUAAGAAGAGAAUUUUAAAGGAGCAAUAAAAAAAGAGACGGUUCAUAAAGUCAAAACUAAAGGCAAAGGUUCAGACAUAAUAAGAUGAUUAAGAUAAAAACAGAUUGAGAGGGAUGUGAUAAUGAUCUAAAUAAAAGGAUGUACAUCUGAUAUAAAUGGACAAAAUUUAUGAAGACCUUCCGAAGGCGCUCUUUGAUAUGUUGCAGAUUUCAGAGAAACUACUGUAGGUUGAUUUGACAGUAAUUAUGAAGGAAUUCAUAAUCAAGUCUGCCGCUAAAAAGCUAUUUCCUGUAAUGUUGUUUUCUGUCAUGUGGAUAUCUGGGCUGUGUCAGAGUUAAUGCACUGCAGUAACAUUAUCAAAAAUUAAAGACUUCAUAAAGAGAAGUAAUUAUCGAUAUACAACAUGAAAAAAACUCAAGAUACUUUUACUUUAAUAAAAAGAGUAAGGGCUUUAGUGUAGAAAUCCAAUCCAUCACACUGUCUUACUGGAGUUAUCUAUCAUUUAAAGACCCACUCUGGUGAAAAUCAUGUUUUUCUUGUUGUCUACAUGUUCAUUUCUGAUGCUACAGGACACAUCAUGAGAAAACUAUAUUUGUAUUUCUGCAUUCACAUCUCUGUGAAUCUCUGGCAGACCUGAACAGCAGGUUCAGACACAGUGAGAUUUCCUAUGUCACAAAUCCAAGCUCCGGCCCCGGCCCCCUGCUCUGCAGACCAGACUCCGAGAAGUCGAUAAUGUUUGUGUGUUGGCGAAUUGCAAUGCUUGUAAGAAAGCUAAAUAUGAUAUUAAGUUUCAUCAUGUCCUUAAAGACAUUAGUGUCUGAGAGCUUAGUAGAUCCAUGUUACCUGCCACUUCUGCUGCACCGACAGUGUUAGGCUAGCUUAAAGAGGAGUGUGAAGAGCAGCGCUGCCUCCGCCCACGACUCAGAUGCAAAUUUUCCAAUGAGCAACUGGAGCUCUGCAGAAGAGAAGUCCUUGAAAAUGACACAGAGUUUGGCUGAAAACUUCAUAAUCAAGAUUUAAAGACCACUGAGAACACUUUGAAUAAUAAAGUUCGUCAACAUCUGCUGACUGUUUUUGGUACGGUUUUGUCUUUCCACACACUCUCAGUUAUUAACCGUUUUAUUGUACUUUACUGGCCUGAUCUUUACUUCCUGCCCUCACUGUUCAGCUUCUGCCGCCAACUUUCUUUCCCUUACAGACAAACUCAAUGGCUGCACCCUGUGAUUACUGCCCAACGUCAUGUGUUGUCUCCUACUUACAGAAACUGCCACUAAACUUUUCAACACCUUGUAAAGGUGCCAGGAAUACCGGCCAUAUAACAGACUUACCUCAACUGUGACAGAAAAGGCCCCAAUGAUCUCUGCAGACAAUGAGCCUGAUGAGUCUCCGUUUACCAAGCGGUUUAGGCUCUUGGAUUCUGGUCGCACAUAAAAGUAUGAACAAGAAUUCAGUGCUAUUCUCCUUCAUGCUCCACAUGUUCCUGUAAGUCGGCCUUCUUUUCCUCACACUUUCCCAGAUCAUCCACUGCCCACAGCCACAGCCCUUACUCACCUUAUGCUAACCUGUUGUCAGUGCACCCGCUCCAUCAGUCUUCUUCUUUCUUUGACUCAGUCCAUGCGGACAAGUUCAGAACAUUCUGGUCUCAAAGGUCUCUUCAGCCUGAUGUAAUUAUCCCACAAACUCUGUGUGCUAAACAGGCACUUUUGUUUCCUGUACUGCAUCUCUGAAGUUCUCAAGUGAGGUUUCUAAUCACUUUACUAACCGUUGUAUCAUGGCUCUCAACUCUUCUGCCAGACUCAUUUUUGGUCAAUUGAGCAUGUCCUUCUUUUUUAAUGUCAAACUACUUUGAGUCUUUUAUUUAAUAACAGCUGUUAAACAAAUUAUAAUAAUUUAAUUAGAGUAAGUUAUUAAAGUAGAAACAGGAAGUGACAUUUGAAAAUCUAAUACUUAAAUCUGCGGGUUUUAUUUAACCUUGCAUGAACUGGUGGAUUUUGAUGCACUGAAGUCAUACUAUGAAAACAACUCCACAGAAUCACAUAUAAAAUUUAUUACCAUGCUACAAGUAUUUCAGACUUUCAAACCGAUGCUUUAGGAUGUAUUAAGACAAUACAAGGCACUAUCAAUUAUGUGCGUAUUUGUGCGUCAAGAUGCGUUAAGAUAAGAAGAACUUUAUUUAUCCCUGAGGGGAAAUUCGACUUUAGUACGUGCAUGCAUUUUUACGAUGCUCAGUGAUAAAAUAAGGCACGAAAGAUGCUGUUGUUUGAAAUCUUAUCACUAUAGAAACCUUCAUUAGUGAGUCUGGUCUAAAAAAAAAAACGGUAUAUUACUGUGUUUUAAACUUAUUUUUCAGAUAUACUUGAGGUGAGCUUUGGAUAACCAUACAACCUCACUUUUGGGGGAAAAAUAUGUCCUGCAAUGACAUGCAUAUACAAUAACACCAACAAAUACUUUAACAUAUGAUUCACAGUACAGUGCCGGGGGACAAAUCAGACACAUGCCAACUGGGUUUUAUUGUACAAUCCAUACAAUCUGGCAUGUAGAAGUGAUAAUAUGCAUCUGUGUAUAAAUGCAUAAGCACUUACAUGUUCUUAUGGGUGCGACCAUAUUUUCAUUUGAGCUUUAAGUCAGCAACAACCUCCUAAAGAAAGUUUUUAGAAGCUGGAAAAAGCUGUCUUGCCUUCUUCAUCAAAGUUGUAGUGACCAAGAAAAAUGAUUUAAUUCCAGGAAAAAUACAACAUCUCCUUGCUCAAGGCUAACAAAACAGAGUAAUUUUGUAACAGGGGCAUCUUGUACACCCAUAUUUCCAAGUAUUGGCCCUUGGUGACAUCUUUAAUUUGCUUUUUGGUCCCUGCCACCAGAGAUGCAUGAAGAGGCACAAGGAAACUACUUGAGAAUCUGCUGUCAAUGAUCACCUAAUUACAUGAAUAUGAUCGUAAACCACAUCAAUAAAGCAACAACCAUAGCCACUAAAAGUGUGUACAAGUGCAAACCCACAAACUGAAACAGAUCCACUCAAUAAAGACAAUACUACAAACAGGUCAGUACGUAUAUAUUGAUGUAUAUCGUCGCUGACCGAUGGAAAGACAUUUCCAGUAUCUCCAUUGGGUGCCAGAAGUGUGAACAAAGCAUGUAUCUCCGCCCCGGCCCUGAGUUGUUAUGUCAGCAAACAGACUUCACACUGUGACAGACUCAUUACAGUCCAGGGUAUUGCUACACUAAUGUCCUCACAUCAACUGAUGCCAACCUAAAACUUUUUUCUAACCAUGACAGUGUUGCUUAACUGUACGUUAGAUUUCUUGAGCCGAAGUUCAUCCCCAGCUGCUGCUGUUUUCUCUCUCACACUCGGUUGUGAGAGUGGAAAUUUAGGACAGCCUGCUGUGAAUAGUUUAUCGACAUAGAGGGAAUUAAACAGGAUACUCAAAGCUCAUAAAUAACCGAACGUCAUUGGAGCACAUUAUUUAAAAAACAAACAAACACGUAUGUCCAUUACUACUCACAAUGCAAAGCACGCAAGUCCAUUUAAAGUAUCAAACAAGUCACUGAUGACUGUAUAAAUAUAGAUUUUGAUUUUAGGUCCUAAUUGUAUCAAAUUACAGUGUUUUGGGUUUAUUGUGUGAGAUUGUUUAUGAAUUAAAUUGAUUUUGAAUGUUCCAGAAGAAAAAGAAUUUUGGAGAUACAUGUUUUUUAUUGGACAGCGACUAUAAGUGCGUGUAUAUAUAUUAAGUUUAUACAGUAAUCUCUCAGGUUGAUGAGUCCCUGCCAGAAACUCAUUACUGAGCAGCCAUGUUUGGAGCUGCUGUUAGUUUUAACAGCAAGAGGAAGCCACCUACCCGCAUUCAGUCAUUAAUUCAUUCAAGAAGGAUUAUGUUUUCUAGAAAGUCUGACUUCUGCUGUGACUGCUUGAGUUCAGGCAACUAUAGGGGAAUAUUAUAUAUGAAGGCGUCAUAUAAUCGCACCACGCGACUUGUAAAUAGUCACUGUUUGUUUUCGCGGAUGCUAAAGUGUACCCACUCUCUUCCCGUAGGUCAAUGGGGCGUGCCGACGGUGAGCGUGUCUUCUGUAUUGGGCAUGAUGGCCGGUGUCCUGGCAUCGACCAUGGAAUCGAUCGGUGAUUAUUACGCCUGUGCACGCUUGUCCGGUGCUCCUCCUCCACCCACUCAUGCAAUAAACCGAGGUAUCGCCGUGGAGGGGAUCGGUUGCAUCCUGGCUGCACUGUGGGGAACAGGAAAUGGCACCACAUCCUACAGUCAAAACAUCGCAGCACUUGGCAUAACAAAGGUACCCACCAGAAGUGUUUGAUCCUGUGUCGUAGGACUUUGUUAACAUACAGUCACGGUUUUCUUGAGGACGAAUCCCUGAUCCAUGUGGACCACAACAGGACUUGUGGCCAAAAUGGCUUUCGAAAAAAGCCCGCAAUUGGGCAAUAACAUCCGUGUGCUUGCCAAAUAUUGACAUUGGGACCGUGAGCAUGUUUAAUAUUGGAUUGCAUUACCUCUUCUCUCUAUAACCCUUGCUAUAUGUUUGGGAACAGAGGAGACCAGUGUCUGAAGUGUUGAAAUAAGAAAAGUCGACCCAGUCUUGCUUUGUAUCAGAUAUCAAGUGCAAAACAGUAUAGAGUCUGGUUGGACAUGGCCUUCAGUACAUGAUGUGCUCCAGUUAUUUAAUGGAUGACAAGUAAAAACAGCAGGCAGGCCAGUUUGCACCCAUACUCUUUUACUUCAGUAUUUAUGAGCAUAUGGGGUCGAUAAAAUAUAUACGGGCUUCUCUGUGAAAAAGCAUUGUCUGAAUAGAAGCACAUGUUAAGUAUGAUAGAUACUAUCCCAGAUGUGUAAGCCAUACAAACCAUGGGCACUUAGGUAUUUGCAUUAUAAUUAGGUUUGUUUGCCCAUGAAAUGUGCGCACAGGACAGGCGAUCCCUAACCUCUUUAGAGCCAAGGAUGCAGCAUCCAUAAUUUCCAUAAGAAUGGCAUUUUUACCUCCGCCAAGGAGGUUAUGUUUUCAGUAGCGUUGGUUUGUUUGUUUGUUUGUCUGUGAACAACUUUACGGAGAAAGUUACAGACGGAUUGACCUGAAAUUUUCACCAGAGUUGCGUCUCAGCCCUAGAACGAUCCCAUCAAAUUUUGGUGGUGAUCCGGACAAAAUUCUGGAUACUGUGAUCCAGAACACACAAAAAUAAGGGUGUCGUUGGAAUUUUCAAUGCUGAAAGAUAAGCAAUGGGCGGCACAGUGGUGUAGAUAGGUGGCACAGUGGUGUAGAUAGGCAGCACAGUGGUGUAGUGGCUAGCACUGUCGCCUCACAAUCAGAAGGUCCUGGGUUCAAAUCCCUGUCAGGGCAUUUCUUGUUUAAGGGGGGACGUGAGCUGCUUGGCGCAGGUCUGCGCUCUCCGAGUGCUUUUCUAGUUAUAUUUGUUACACUCCUGGACAGGGAUUGACUUUUUGCUUACACAGUCUUUGACAGAGUGGUGGACUUUUACUUCUGAGGGCCUCAGCCACCUCUUUCAUAUUGACCUAACUUCAAUUAAGAAAUGAAGAUACAUUCUGUCACUGAGACGAUGUGACUUGGGCUUUACUGUAGGGCUGGGCGAUAAACUGAAAAUUUACUGAUAGCGAAAUUUACGACUAUAACCAACAUCAUUUUGCCCAUGUAAAUACAUUUGGUGUCAAAAAUAAAUAAAUAAAUAAAGUUAGUUUUGGAUGUGUGUAGGUAGGCUAUGGUCUCAUGUCCCUUUUAAGAUGCUGUCCUACGUCAGAGACGUGACUCCACCCCAUCCAGUCUGUAACAAAGAGGGAAAGACAGGUGAGGAGAUGGAGGACGGUUCAAAAGUUGUAGCGGCUGGAGCGACGAGUAGUUAUCGUCCAUUUAUCGUUAUCAAGGUGAACUGCUCAAUAUAUCGUGAUAUUGGUUUUAGGUCGUAUCACCCAGCCCUACUUUACAGAGAGAUAGGGUGGUGAAAGGGUGUCUUCUUUAGCCCGCAGCACAGUCUAUGCCCCUUUGGAGUGCAAAUGGAUAGGGCAACGCAUGUUGAUCUGCAGAAAAAGAAUGCUUGAUUUGAAAAGACAGCAGCGAACAAGAGAGGAAGGAUCCCUGCUGUCUGCGUUCCACAUGGCUCAGAGCAAACUCAUCAGCUAGAGUAGCAGCCUCCUGCAGAGAAGUUAAUCAAACUCAACUAGGAUGUACUCGGGUUCACAGUUUUUAAGUUCCUCUUGAAGAAUGAGGUUGCACAUCGCAGCUAAAUCCUCAUCAUUGAUUGAAUAAGACCUCCUUUUCCUUCACAGAGUCAGUACAUGGCUGAUCAAGCCCUUUUCUGCCUGUAAGCUUCAGGCACACCCUCAAAGGACCUGAGGAUGGUACUUUUUACCUUUGUUGUAGUCCAGGCUGUCCUCUAAACAGAGUGAAGAGCAAGCCUCCUGGGCCUUACCUGAUAGUCCCGUAUGAGUUGUUGUUUUUAAUUCUGUGUUUGACUUAAAGACCCACUCCGGUGAAAAUCUUUUUUUUCUCUCUGAUGUAUUUUUCUGAUGCUACAGGACAUAUCAUGAGAAAACUAUAUUUGUAUUCCUGCAUUCAAAUCGCUGUGAAUCUCUGGCAGACCCAAACGGCAGAUUCAGAUAUGGUGAGAUUUCCUACGUCACCAAUCCAAGCUCCGCCCCCAGAGCCUCGCCAUGCAGGCCAGACUCGGAGAAAUAGAGAAGGACGAUUGUGCGUUAGUGGAUUGCAAUGCUUGUAAAAAAAGCUAAUUAUAUUAACUUUCAUCAUGUCCCUAAAGACAUUAGAGUCUGAGAGCAGAAUAGCUCCUAUGUUACCUGCUUCUUCUGCAUCACCGGCAAUGUUAGGCUAUUACAAGCUAGCAUGAAGAGGAGUGUGCAGAGCAGCGCUGUCUCCGCCCACAACUCAGAGGCGAAUUGCUAAUGAGCUACUGGAACUCCGCAGAAGAAAGUUUUUGGAAACAACACAGAAAAUUUGAUUUUGGCAAAAAAUUUUAUAAUCACCAUUUAAAAACCACUGAGAACACUUUAAGUAGUAUAACAAACUGAUCGGAGUGGGACUUUAAUACAACAUUUUAAUAACGCUAUCAUAUCGAUUUAAAUUGAUGUUUUAAUUAUUUGCAAAUAUCAACUUUUUUGUGUGUGUCCCAAGUUUCUAAAGUAGUGAAAAGUCAACCCAGUCCUGCUUUGUAUCAGACAUUGAUUUCUCAAUAGUAAGGGGUCUCAUCUGACAUGGCCUUCAGUACAUGAUGUGCUCCAGUUAUUUAAUGGAUGACAAGUAAAAACAGCAGGCGGGCCAGUUUGAACCCAUACUCUUUUACUUCAGUAUUUAUGAGCAUAUGGGGUUGAUAAAAAAAAAAAAAAAGAUCUUCUUGAUGAAAAAGCAUCGUAAGCACAUGCCUAACCUGACAAUCCUAUAUGAGUAGUUGAUUUUGAUUUUGAUACAACACAAAAAUGUAAUAAUCCUAAACUAACAAAACUUUUUCUUCCAGAAUUCCAACUUUUUUUUAAAAACUUUUUUGUUUAAGAAUAAAUGAUACUGACAAAAUGACAGCGUCAUACAGUUAAUGCGGUUCAAAGGCACCUGUGAUCACCUCCGAAUGUUCACGCUGUAACCCUUUCAGUAUGAACCAUGAGUUAACCAUGUCAGAGUCCGCCCGUGUGUGGGUUCUAUUCAGGCCUGGACCGUUUACAUCAUCCUGACAAGCUAAUGCGUGCCCCCGGUAAAGUGCCAUCAGGGUUACCUUCCUUUUAACUCUUCGCUUUGAAGAUCCAGCUGUCUCUGCUUGGAGUCAAAGAAAACUCAACUGGACUUAAGAGAGCUUAACAUCUCAAGGGUCAUAAGAGAGGAGAGCUUUGUGAGCUCCAAGCAUCAAUACAUUUGUACUCUGUAGAUGUGAAGAUGAAGUGAUAAAACUGAGGAUGUAAUCAGAUUUAAGUGAUCAAACACUUUCCGAGUCGAGUAGGUUUAUUUUUCAAAGUUUUUCAGCCUGCUUGAUGGCAACUGUGAUUGUCAUGCUAAUUCCACACUCAACCCACAGUCACACUGUUAGAGCAUGUGACAUACUGUAGUGCUCCUGCACAUGUGAUGCACACAGUUAUGUACUCAGCGCCCAGAGGAGGUGAAAGAGGACAGACUCGGUGACUUUUAAAACCCAUAAAUCACGCUGAUUUACAGGGCUUACAUGUCUUUCUGGCUGAGGCCUUUGAAAGCUAGGUGGCGCUUCACCAGAAACCGAAAUGCUUUGACUUUUACUAUAACUUGUAAAAAUCAAAUUGUUUGCCUCCCCGAGAUCUCUUUUUAAGGGUUUGAUGCACCAGAUAUUUUCAGUGGAUGCCAAGUCAAAACUCCUAUAAAACAUUCAGUUAUUAGCUGUGAGCACUUCCGCCUCCCUCUCCCACUAUCACAGAUGUCGGCUUUCGAACCGGACCAUGAUCUGUGUCCUCUUAAGAGCAGAAGACAUUUACGAAAAGGUUUCAUUUGAUUUGACAUACCACAGGGCAGUAAAUCUCCUCACUUUAGUCCGUCUUAAAUGGGUUUGGGCCAAGAGAGGUCACCAGUGUCUCUGGAUCGUGUUCAUGUGCUUUUCAUUGAACUUGAUACAGAUUUAACCUGUGUUUUUACAUAAAUCUGUCACAGAUGAUGGACUUGGAUGUCUGUUUUUGAUGCAGUGUCACCCCGGAGGCCCUAAGAUCACAGCUUGUUUCAGCCUCGUCUCUUCUUUAUGCCGACAUACUGUAGAUGGUGGAAACCUCAGUUUCUCAGUUACACAUUAUUCUAAAGUAGUUAAGCUUUCUCAGGGUGGUGAACGUCUUCCUAAAUGCUCUUUUUACACCCAAUCAAACCACAAAUCUGUUGCAAGUUAACCUGGCUAGUUAGAAGGUUUUCCUCCAGGUGUGUCUUUUUUAGCCUCCCACAGCUUGAAUUUAGGGCUGCGAGAUUAAUCAUUUUUAAAUUGUAAUCGGAUUAUUUGAUUAUGAAGAUGUUAAAACAAUUUAAAUCAUCAAAUCGAUUUUCCUCUCUGUCAUGUCUCGCGCCUCCAGGCCACCGUAGACUUCCCCUUCCUGUGAGAGCGCUCCCCAGUUCCCAUACACACCAGUGUAAACAAACAUGGUGUUUGCAAAAGAAGGCGAUAAUUUCGUGGCUAAAUAGGACAAGAGCGAGUCAGUCGUAUGGAAUUGGUACGGCUUCGCUGUUUCAUAUGAAGAGCAAACCACUCCCCGCUGCAAAGUCUGUCUGAAAGCGGUAUCAACCCGUCCACAUGGAACGAAUUCAGGAGUGAACGCAAAAGUUAUUCGUUGCCUUAUCCAUGUGGAAACGGCGUUUUGUGUAACUGUAAACUGUACUUUUUGAAAACGGGUCAGAGAGUGCAUACAUCUGCCAACGACUACCAUUUCAUCUCCGUGUGGAUGUCUAUCUGCAUCUCUUGAAAUGAUUGUGUAACAUAUAGCGUAACUCUUUUGUGGCGCCUGCACGUGUAUCACCAAAACAACCUUUAUAUGCACACUCUGUACUCUUCUUCUUCUGUCUUUUGUGCUUUUCCUGUGCAGCGUUACAGCACAACUUAAUGUAGUGUAUCUUCCAAGCCAGUGUUUUCAGUGGUUUUGUUUUCAGAGAUGAUAGUAAAACUUAUUAUUUAAGUGAAGUUUGGUGAUGUUGUCACUAAAAAAAAAAGUCGAUUUUUCAGAGAAAAAAAUCUGGAUUUCAUUUUUGGCCAAAAUCGUGCAGCCCUACUUGAACCGUGUUUCAUUGUCCUCGUCCCGACUUAUUCAAAACAUGUUGCUGCUAUCAAAGUCAAAAUGAGCGUGUCUUUUAUGAAACAAUGAAAUGAAUCAGUUUUUAAAUUUGGCACGUUCACUACUUUGACUCAAAUAAAGGGUUUACAAACCUUUGCAAAAAAAUGUUUAGUGUCAUAACUUCUUUAUUGUGUAGGAUUGUUUCAGAGAAGAGGAAAAAGCACAAUUUUUAUGAAUAAGGGAAGUUAAACCAUCUGUUUACCACUUUCUUCUUACGAGACAGACCCACGGAUGUUAAACGCCUCGUUAAUAUGAUGAUAUGAUUCAAAACAUAAAGACACAAAAAUAUUAAAAAUGUCAAUUAUAAGAUAUUAAAAAAAUCAUUAUUAUAGGAUGAUUGCAUCAUUUUUGGUCUUGUUUUAAAUCUUAUUCAGUACGACUUUUUGUCUUCUAAUAAAAACCUCUUAAACCGAACCACACGUUUGACUGAGAUACUUUUGGUGCCCAUUCACAUAACACUGAGGAAAACAGGAUGCUUUCUGUUGUGGGAAUCCCUGACAACUUUCCCUGUAACAGGCUAACUCUGUAACAAACAGUACACUAUUUGCAUCUCCAUGGACGGUAUGUGAAAAGUAUAUGGUACUGAGCUGAGCUGUGUCAGUUUGAUGUAUUGAAGCCUGUUUAAAAUAACAGCCUGUCCUUGUAAAGCAGAUUAAAGCCAAUGCUGCCGCUGUGUGUUUUUAUCUGCCCGGCAGACUUUCUUUUUUGUCCUGCUGUCUUGUAUUAGCCUCCAAAUAAAUAACUCCGUGUAAUCACAAAUGGCAAUAAUGGUGUCUCUGUGAGAGUUUAAGGAUGUGUGUAAGGGCUUUUCUCCUAAAACGCUUUCUUCUGAAAACAAAGCUGGCAUGCUGGAAAUGAUGGAUAAACCCGUCGUGUAUGACUCCCUGUGGUCUUUUUUUUUUUUAAUGUUGUUGCCAGGUUGGAAGCAGACUGGUUCUCCAAACGACUGGCAUUCUGAUGAUCGUCUUGGGAAUCUUUGGGAAAUUUGGAGCUGUUUUUAUCACCAUCCCUGACCCGGUCAUCGGGGGCAUGUUUCUUGUGAUGUUUGGAAUGAUUGCAGCGGUGGGAAUUUCCAACCUCCAGGUAAACAGGGUGCAGGAUUGUAAAUGUCAGAUUUUAUUUUUGUGGAAACUGGAACGACAAGUGACUGCCAGUGAAACUUCUCCUUCUUUGAGAACUGUAUGAUACAGCAAAUCUUCACUCAUAUAGAAGGUUUUCAUCACUUAGUGUAAUGAAAAUACACAAGGGUGCUGCUGUACAGGGAGCCAAAUUCCAUAAUGAAUAAUAGAGCCAAAACAGACAAUCAAACGUCAAACAGAAAAUUGUAUUGAGUGCUUUCAGAUUUGUGUCUUUUGUCGUGAGAUUUCAUGGCAUCAGAUGAUGUAAUAUCCAAACAAAGUUAAGGUUAUUUUUAAACUGAAAAGCAAUGAGCUCAUUCAGUCUCCUACAGGAUGUUGUUCCUGUCUAAACUUCUCAAAAAACACAAAAGUUUAAAAUGACCAUACAAUCAAGUUUCCACUUUUAUCAUCUGGUAUGUUGUCUUUUCACUAAAGUCAAACAUAUAUAGAAAUUAAAUGAUGUGCAUCCCUCAUUAUUGGGCUUUUUUUUAAACGAAACUUCUUGACCAAACUUUGCUGCCAAAGUUUGAUGUGUGGAAACAUGAAAUUAAAAUAAUUGUGUCCAGCACAAAGUUUUGUUUCAGACAAAAUGUUUUAGCUUUGAAAAAUAACACUCUGUUCUAGUUUGAUUAAUGUUUUCUGCAUGUGAACAAUAAAACUGUCGGGGGAUGUGAUUUGAAGCAGCAGAAAUUCAAGGGAAAAUGAGAAAACUGUACUCAGAAUAAAUAAAUCAUCUCUAUUUACCUAAGCCUCAGAAAUAUCUGUAAAUCAUAAGAAGACAUAGAUACAGUUUGACUCAUAAGAGGCCAUAUCACUGUGAGAAAGGACUGAUGUCAUUACAUUAGUAAAAAUUCCAAACCUGAUACUGUUUUGCCUUCAUGCUUCAUUGAUUACUUUGUUUUUGUUGAGAAGCAGCAGCUCCAUGAAAGACUCUGUUACAGCUGUCUGAAGCGGGGUACACACAUAAAGAGAAUCAAGCUGUUUUUGUCCAGAUUUUCCCUCUCCUGACCAAGGACGACAAUCGGAAGAUCAUCGUAUAUCUUCAAAGAUUAUCCUAUAAGAUUAUCCUGUGGUCUGAGGUGUAUUAAGAGUGAAUUUGUCCCGAUAUUUGGGUCUGAAACGAGUCGAGGCCGACAAUCAUAAAUAUUAAACUUGUUCAAUAUUUACGACCAAGAAUCUUCAUGUGUGUGGGGAAAGCCGACGACUCCUGAAUCAUGACUCCUUGAAUUGUCGCGUGAAACAGAAUGUAGCCAAUCAAGAAGCGAUCUGACUGAGGAACAAGGAACCAAAUAAAGCGAAUAAAAAUAAAGCAUGGCCUUAAACACACUUAGCUUAAUUUGAGAACAACUCAUGUCUAGCUCCGCGUUCACGCUGCCUCCAGGAUUUUUUUCCACAGUCUUUUCAUUUUUUUAAGUUAAAGAUUUUCCGUCAAAAAAUACUCCUCAAACCACCAUCGUUCCCUCCUCUUGUGUGUCCUCUUCCAUGUUUGGUUUUGUGUUUCCUGGUUGUUGCUACGUUUCUUCUUCUUCGUUUUUGUUAAUUAUGUUUUAUCAUGUGAGAUUUCUGUCUUGGAGGACUAGAUUCUAGAUCGCUGGUGGAACAGAAUCGCUCUGUGUGUGGUGUGCUGUGUUGAGAUUAUCGGAGCAAUCACACAGAGUACGAUCAAAACUGUUCAAUGCCUGAUUUUUCAUCUUCAUGUGUGGGGUCUGUAACAGAUAAAAAUUCUCUUACGAUUUUAAAAAAUCCUUAUGUGUGCUCCCCGCUUUAUGUAGUUGCUGCAGUUUAUUCCCACCAAACAUCUGACGUCAUCUACACGUCUUUUUUCAGGGUAAAUCACAUCAGCCAAUCAUGGCCGUAAUUUAGCCCAAAAAAAGGCGCUGAAAACUAGGGCUGUAAAGUUCUAGUCGACUGGUUGACUUAUUAGUUGAUACGUGCUGAGGCGACAGAAAGUUCUGAUUGGUCGACCCCUUUUAUUUCGGCGUCAAUUUACAGUCUACGGUUAAUUUAAUCAGGAGGAACGUACCAAGUGCUAAUGGGGGUGUUUUCAGAGCACCCCGUUUCACAGGUAACAGCCUGUCUCAGAACACCCCCCUUCUUUUCACCAUUUUGGAUUCACCCAACCCACAUGUUAAUCAACGUCCGGUGGUUUGUUUAAUAUAAUAUUUGUGUUUAAUUGCCUUCUUGUGCUGAUUUCAGUAUAUUUUCACCCCGCCGUGCCAUGCUCCGCUGAGGCAUGUCGUCCCCUGUUGUGAUUACAGCCCUUUUUAAACUUGGCUUCAUUUAGACAGUCUGAUUUGAUCCUAAUUCAGCCCAAAAAGAGACGUUGAAAUCUGGGCUUUAUUUAGACGCUCUGAAUCUAGACGUUGUUUAGACCUGUGGUGAAGACGUCUCUUCAACCACUUUUUGCUGGGUGGGUUAUGUCUCUUAUGCUUUUUACCAAAAAUAAGUGCUUUAUAGAUUUUGCAGAGAAUGAAGAUGCAAAAUGCUGGUAUCCAAAAGACUAUGAAGAGAAAUGAAAGCCCAAAAAAGCCUAGAUAGAUUUAGAGUCGAUUUUGUGUGACCCCUGCAGACAAAGUGUUCCCUUUCACGUCUUUGCCGGUCCUGUCCCUUGCAUAUCUACCGAUGAUUUGUCAAAAGUUUUCCCCUCCGCUGCCUUUAAAUUGUCAAAGGUAUCAUUUAGGAAACUUCAGGAAAAUAUCAUCAAAGACACCGCUCAUCUUUGUGCUUUAUAUAUUUUUUCCGUGGGCAGCAGUCCCAGAUUUGGUCACAUGUAUUCCUGAUAGGCUUGAUCGCCGUUCUAGAUCAUAAAAAGUAAUCGGCAUCAACUAAAGUCUGUUUCAUUAUCGGUUACAGAGGCUUUAUUCAGUCUGGUAUAGUUUUUCUUGUCCUGACAUGGUGAAAUACAGACACAGGUUUCUUUGAGGAUGAACCACAAAGUGAUUUAAGAGUUGGUUGUUUCUUUCCCUCUGCAGUAUGUGGACCUCAACUCAUCUCGUAACCUCCUCAUUCUUGGUUUCUCAACCUUCAGCGGCCUCGUUUUACCGUCCUGGUUUCACUCCAACCCUGGCAUAAUUGACACAGGUAAACAUUUACUUAUGCUCACACACACACACCAUGGUUGAUUGUGAAAGUAUAAUUUUAUCACAAAUUGAAACUACAUUACUAACUUAAUAGGUGUAGCUAAACCCCAGCCAGACAACGAUGAAGUGUACUGAUGUUCUCUGUUUUCUUUUUAAUUACGUUCAACCUAAACAUUGUAUUUAAACUCCUUUCCAGUCAACUCCUCAGUAACACCGUAAAAGCUAAAAGCUAUGAAAAUACAGACAAUUAAAAAUUUACAAAAUUAAAAAAAACCUUCAGCUGUAACAAAACACUAACGAGUGCAGCUCUUAGCAUGCACGUGACAGCUAAUCAUUAGAAACUAGCGAGACAGAAACCUAUUAGAGAGGAAUUUGUUUGGGUACUGAGAACCAGUUCCUAUUUGGAACGGUACCUAACGUCCGGCUCUGACAUUGUUAAGCAAAUUUUUGAAUUUCUAUUCUUUUUUACGGUUCUGAGCGCACGCACUAGUUUGUUUUCGGGGCGUGAAUCACUCCACUCAGCAUUCUCUGUGCUUUCGCUGGCAAGAACAUCACUCGUCUGAACAUGGGCCGCAAAAAAAUGCUCAAAAGUCUGGCAUUUUAAUUUAAAAGAGGAGGACGGAGUAGCACAGUGCAACAUCUGCAAAAAAAAAAAACACAAUUUCUCCCUUUUCUUCCGCUCAUUGGCAGACAGUGCAUGUGUGUGUUUUGUCUGUGGCUUUGCUUGGAACUGAACAAAGGCCUGUCAAGUUUUAAUCGUCUGUUUUAUUUAAAGGAAAGAAAAUAACAGUUUGGUUGAUUGGGGGAAAAAUUGGUUUCUCUGUCGGAUUAUUCUACAGAAAAUGAUUGAGACUCUUUCAGCUGAGGCUUCCAUGAGGUAAGAAUGUUCCCAGAUCCAACAGUUCUUAUGGCAAAGACUGGGUCACCUUUAGUCUGUAGGUCUGCUCUGUUUGUAUGUCUGUUGGGUCAAACACUAUUGAUUCACUUGGGUGCAAGACUCCAUUUGGUCUGUAGGGUGCACUAGUGAGGCUUUUCCACUACACACAUUGGCACAUGCCUUUUUGCUGGUCAUCACUUCGGGUACGUCUGACGGUGUUAUGUCUACUGAAGUUAAACAGUGUGGAGGUGUCGGUCCCUGAGAGAGUUUGACUUUGAGGGUUUGUCUUGAUUUCACAUGACCUGGGGAAACUAUAGUUACAGCACCGAGGGGGGUGCAGAUUGUAAUGAAAAUAAAGAGUAGGAGGUUUAAAAAAACAUGAACAAAUUUAGAAAAACAAAUAUGCAGUUUGAGAAAUACUCUUAUUUUUAACUGAACCUCUAAAGACGAUAGAUUUAAACCUAUCAGCACGAGUUGUAAAAAGUUCCCAUAACUGUUUGUGGACGUGCUUUGUAACCUGGCAGCUCUUGAAAGAGAAUGAACUGGGAAAUUGAGCGUAAACAUGGGUCAGAGAGGGUAAGAUUCUCACACAUCGCUGCAAAGUUGAAUCCUGGUUUAAUCCGGGUUUAGCGGCAACACUGGGUUGGUUGUAUGUUCUAGUUCACACAAACGGAGGUGGUUGUGCCAGAAAAGCCUGUGGAUUAUGUCUUUGUUGCUUCAUUAGCGUCACAACUGGUCGGUUGGGUACGCAGAGGAAACAAACCUGGAGGAGAUUAGAUUAUUGAACGUACUUGAUUUUAACUGCAGAAGUUACAAUAAUCAGCCAAACUUAUGUCAUUAUAGGGAGAUAUUUUUAUGGUUAUGACUGGAUUGAAACCAGAAUUCUGGUUUUCACAUUCAGCUCAUGUUCACAGACAAAAUGAAUUGGACCAUCUGAAGCUCUUACGAACACAAGCCCGAUCAAUGAAAGAUCUUACAACCAGUCAGAGAUAAAUCACAGCCAAUCAGCUGAUGAUUCCCCGCCUUUGAAGACGCAUUGAUUGGCUGCGGAGUGUGUAUGCCGCCACCCACUAGGAAGCCCCAUCAAAAGAGCAAUCCCCGCGAUUAAACAGCUCUUCCCUGCAGACAUAAGACCUUGAUCCCACGAGUCAUGUGAUGCAAGUGUCUCCCAGGAAAGUGCUAAUCAAGUGCAACACUGGGCAUGAGGACUUGUCUGGUUUUCGCAGGUCUAGGCUGCUUACCUUCCAAUCCUCUUGGCUGGCCCCCAUGUCACUGGCUGUAAUCUGCCUGGCUCAGAUAAAGCACUCUUGCCCCGGAGUUCUUCUCCAGCCUCAACACUCCACUGAUAGCUCAACACAAGAGGAGGCCUGUCAGUGCGCAGUGUAAACAAACUGCUGCUCAUCCAGACUUCUUAGAUGUACAGGCAGUGGGAUUUAGAAUCCACCCGGCGGGUGCCUUGAACUUUUGACUGCUGGCUCACUGGGCAUGAAAAGUGUGUGUGUGUGUGUGUGUGUGUGUGUGUGUGUGUGUGUGUGUGUGUGUGUGUGUGUGUGUGUGUGUGUGUGUGUGUGUGUGUGUGUGUGUGUGUGUUUGUAAGCUGGGAUUGGUCCUUUGAACCAGAUUGCGACCAGAAUCAAACUACGUCAGCGCUGUUUGCAAAUCUUGAUUCAAUUCUUAGUACAAUUUUAUCAAGAAGUUUGUAUCCCAGAGUGAAAUGAUGAGAGCAGGCGCAUGCAGGCAUCCACAGCUUGAAUGGUGCUCUGUCUUCAACCAUGUGCUGGUGCGAGCACAUGCCAUACAAAAGGAUAAAGAAUAUACCAAGGGACUCUGAAUGCCAUGAUGGCAAGUUGAUUUUAUCACAAACCUGCAGGCACCACAGGACCCUCGACUCUUAACAUUUUCACAUUUUUCUGACCCCACCAGAAAACUUCCAAAGGGAGCUCAGUGAAAAACGAGACGCGAUGCUUUCUCCUUUGCCUGCUGACCUCUUUUGACUAAUUCUGUCACCGUUUUCUGGGUUGAAGACUGCAUUUCCCCUGAGCGCCAUCACCCACCCACUGUUCACUAAGAUGUGACAAAGCAUGGGUUUGUUGUUGAAGGAAAUAAGUGGAGUACAGAUCUUCCUUUGAAUGCUUCUCUUUCCUUUCUGCAGUAAAAAACUACAAUGGGCCGUGAAUGAUGACAAAACUUUAUAAACUCUGACUUAGGGCUGGGCGAUAUGGGAAAAAGUUUAUCACAAUAUAUUUUUUUUCAUAUCAGUCGAUAUCAAUAUAUACGAAAAAAAAGAUGAAAUUUAACAGUGAUUAUUGGUAGCAUGUCUUUUGCAUUACAAUAAGCUACUGCAUCUGUGUGGUCUCUGUGUCUCUCCGACGUUUUGUCAUAAGGAGUUGCACUAGAGAAAGCGGACUGAAUGGUCGGCUGCUACUAUGCAGUUGUUUGUUACUUGGUUCUAAUUCAGCAUGAAGCGGACCUGGAGCAACUCCCCUUUUCAUUGGCUAUUCCUAUAGUUGACCAAAACAUGUCAGAAUGCCGACUAUCAAAAAGGAUAGUGACCAUGUUUUAUAUUGAUAUGGAGGAAAAUUAAUUUCCGAUAUUUAUCACUGUUUUAUCGCCCAGCCCUACUCUGACUUAUUACCAUUUCUUGACUUACAAAAGGAAGAAAGACAAUUCAUAAACCUCCUUUUCGAUGCACUAAUGUCUCAUCCUCAGAAAUGUUUUAAUCACUUAAGAUAAGUAGAGUCUACUUUUGGACAUGUGGCGGGGGGAAAUCUUAACACAUGGCAACACGAGCAGAGCGGGCCAACCAAAGCCUGGAAGUAUGUCUUCUUUUAGUCCAACAGAUGGAUGGGAGCGGGACUGGGUGUCACUCUGUCCCCCAAGAUUUACGGUUGCUGUUGGUUUAGCUGGUUUGGUUUUGAGGAUGUUUUUUUUUUCUUCUUCUCAGUUCGACAGAAAACCAUCAAGCCAAAGGAGUAAAAAAAGGAGUAUGGCUGCAGUUUAUUUUAUAUUUCAGAGACAAAACACGUCUGCAGACGCACCUGUUCACUUUAGCCUCUGGGGUAGUAUAGCUACUUUUAUUGAGUCUUUUUAUUUAUUUGCUACGUUUAUCUAUAUUGUUGUUUUAUGUUUUUAUAUGUUUUAUGCUUUUAUUGUUUUUUAUUGUUUCUGGCUAUUUUACUGUAAAGCACUUUGGUAGGCCACUGGCUGUUUUAAAUGUGCUUUAUAAAUAAAGCUAACAUUGACAUUGACAUAAAUAUGAAUUUUUACAACACACUUGUGCUUACAUUACAAGAAUCAGUGAAAAAAAAAGAUUUGUAAUAAACCAAAAACCAUUGCAAAGCCAGGGACAAGUUCAUGGAGGAAUAUAGAUGAAUGAUAAUUUCUGAUCAUUUUAGGCUUCACUUUUGCUACAGGCUUUCUGUUUUGUUUUGAUUUUUCUCUCAGUAUGUCUUUAAGGGAUGUUUUGGUAAAAAAUUCAAGAAUGUUGCUAAAGGGAGCCAUAGGUCUUGAAAAAUGUAGCCUCUGUUAUUCUUUUCUAAAAUCAAUCUCUUUAAAGGUAGAAAUCAUAGACUGUAUAUAGAAUGGACGCCAUCUGCCUCCUCGCUGGGUGAAGCCACCACAAGAACAGCACCCUCUAGUGGCGGGCUGCAGUAUAGAUCAUAAAUACCGCCUCCUCCAGCAAUCCCUAUGAAGCUGUGGACAAACUUUAGAAAUUAGUUACAAUGAAUAUAAAUUUAUCUCCCCCUUGGCUGCGAUGUUGACAUGUAGUUCCUGUAAGACUGUUUUGUGCUCAAGUCCUCUUUUUUCUGUGCAGCUCUAUUUUUAAAAGUUUUUAGGGGGUUCAUGUUUUCUAUGAUUGACACUUGAUACAGCCUAUGGGCGUACGAAGAUUGUGUCACUCAACCGGGGGAUACGCUGUUUGAGACAAGCCUCAUCACAGCGACUCUCCAUGACUCUCCCGCUGAAUGUGUACAACGCUACUGUGCAAGUUGUUCCAGGAAGUAAAGAAAAAACCCAGAAAUACAGAGAACUUUUUGGCUUCAAAUUCAUCGAAUGACGGAAGGCGGAACCAACUUGUCCAUGGUAGAAAUCUGACGGUGUUAUGUCUAGAAACUCAGAAAUCUGAUCAAGAACCAUCUUAAAAGUCGGGGGGAGUUCAUUUUUCCAAAAUUAAAGAAUACACUUCUUAUUAUUGUUAAUAAUCUGCAUUUUUUUUCUGAUCAAACUGAAAAACUGGUUUGUUAUUUAUUAAAUACACGCUGGAUAAUUGAUCAAAUUCUGUUUUUAAAACUCUUUUUUGAAAUAAUGAAUUGAAUUCCAAAAACACAACAAACAAGUAUCACAAUGCCAAAAGAGGUGCGUAAAUGUUCCUACUUUAACUUUACAUCUCAGACAGUUUUGCUGAGAUUAUUUUAAAAUCUACACAUCUACAUCUUCCUCUGUCUCUGUUCUAAGGAAUCAAAGAGCUGGACCAAGUGAUCGUAGUUCUCUUCACCACUCACAUGUUCAUCGGCGGAUUCUUCGGGUUUAUCUUGGACAACACAAUCCCAGGUAUGAUAACAUGAUAGUGCUUAACUACAACAAACAAUGACACCUUUACAGUCAGCUGACCUUUAUCUCUUCUUCCUCCCACAAAGGCACCGAUAAAGAGCGAGGCAUCAAGAGCUGGCAGGUGACGGUACAAGCGGGAAGCAACACCAUGUGUGACCAUUCCUGCUACGAUAUCCCUUUCUGCAACGGUGUUCUGAAACGCUUCCGCUGUUUCCAGUACCUGCCCUUCCUCCCGUCGUACAAGUCAAACCAACAGGCGACAUCCAAGUAAUGAAGGGUUAGCUUGAAGGGCAAAAAGUAAAAAUAGGAAACCGUAUCAAACACUGGCUUUAAUUCUGGCUUUAACAUUAUUUGGCACGAGCGUAAAUACGUCGAUAUGUCACCGUGACGUCUCAAUGCUCCACUUUCUCUCCGUUUCCAAAAUAAACAUGCAGCUAUAUUGAUUCGAUCUAACUAAAUCUAGAUCCUAAAACUCUUCUUUCAGGGUUCAGUUUUCAAAAGAAACAUAACUGGUAACUGUUUGCACACUGUCCUCUUUUACAGCCUGUGCUCUACCAGCUGAGUCUAUACCCUCCAGGGAGUCUGUUUUUGUUCUUGUCCAUCCGGGAUGUUGGUUGGCUCGGCCCCAGAAAGUAAACACAUCUUGCAGACUAUGGGUUGUAUUAUUUUGCAAAAAGAAAAAGAGUGAGAGCCAAAAUCUUACUUUGAAGAUGCACUUCCACAGGGCGCUCUGGUUUUCUUAUUUAAGUUCUAAACAUUGAAGAAAGUCGGAAACGUUCAGUGCGGCAGAGAGCUCUGGAUGGUGUAAUCCACUGGGGGAAAGGUCCUAUGUCAGUCAGACCGCAAGAAGUUGAAUUUGAGUAAAAUUUCAGUCAGACUACUGUAAUAAAUUCUUCUUUUUUAAGUGCAUGUUAACAAACCGAGCAAUACCGUCCACAGCAGGUUCUGUUUUUGCUUAAUUCAAGAGCAGACUGUCUUAAUUAGAGACAAGAAGUCAGGCACCAGACAAUAUUAAAAUAUCUGGUUAUUUUCAAAGUAAAACACGACUUGUUAACCCCACAUCAUAUUUCACUUGACUUCAACACCAAACUGUUGCAGGAAGCAGAGUCGGGCAUUGCUCAGCCAUUUUUCAGAGCUUGUGCAGGUUGGGAUUGUGGCAUAAGGUGUCAGGUGAAAGUGUCCCUGUGUGUCCACAAACAAUGAUAGGUUAUUACUACAGUUCACCAUUUAAAAUAAGGUUGUCAAAGAUAAUAGUUUAAGUUAUGGUCAAACACACCGUAACACUGAGUUAGACAACCCCUCGAGAUGAAUGUUGCAGACCGCUUGCUUCUCUAGUUAUACCAACUUUAGUAACGACCGCAUGAUAGCAACACACAGCGGUCUAUGUCUCCACAUG